GCUUCCGGCGUAAACACUUAAAGGCAGGCGGCUGAGGCGGCGGCGCUCUUAGGAACGGAGUCGGCUGCUGCUGCUGCGUCGUGGAGAUGUCGGACUCGGACAGCGAGGACGACGAGGGCGGCGAGAGCCGGGCGGCGCCCUUCUCCCUGGCCGGCUUCCUCUUCGGCAACAUCAACGAGCAGGGCCAGCUCGAGGGCGAGGGGCUCCUCGACCAGGUGGGCGCUUCUCGGGGGUGGGGGCUUACUGGUCGGGGGGGGGGGCAGGGGACGAAGGGAGAGGGGGGGCUGGCUAGCUAGCCGUGUCAAGGUAAAGGGGGCGCGCGGAGUGGGGCGGGGCGCGGGGCACAGUGGGAGGGGCCGAGUUGAAAGGGGGACACCUGUCAAGCUGGGUCGAAUUGGAAUGGGGGCGGGACAAGGGGGGCACGGGGGAAAGGUAGGGGCAGCGGACUGGCUAGUUGGGUCGAGCUGAACGGGGGAGGGGGGCUGGGAACGGUGGGGGCUGGCCAGCCAGGUGUGUGUGUGUGUGUGUGCAGGACAGCACGCGGGAGGAGAGACGGGAAGGGAGGGGAGCGGGGGUUGCCAAGCCAUGGCGACGGGGGGCCCCGAGGGCUGCCCAGACGGGGGAGCAGGGGGCUGCCAAGCCAUGGGAGGGGGCUACAGUUGUGCAGACGGGAGGUGGGGUUGCCCAGCCAUGGGGAGGGGGGUGAGGGCUGUGCAGGCGGGGGGGGCUGCCCAGCCAUGGGGAGGGGGGGGCUAGGGCUGUACAGACGGGGAGUGAGGGGCUGCCCAGCCAUGGGGGCUGCCCAGACGGUGGAGCAGGGGGCUGCCAAGCCAUGGGGACGGGUGAGGGCUGUCCAGACCGGGAGUGAGGGGCUGCCCAGCCAUGGGGACGGGGCCUGAUUGCUGCCCAGACAGAGGAGCAGGGUGGGGGAGGGCUAGGGAUGUGCAGACGGGUGUGUGUGUGGGGGUUGCCCAGCCAUGGGAAGGGGGGUGAGGGCUGUCCAGACGGGGAGUGAGGGGCUGCCCAGCCAUGGGGACAGGGCCCGAGGGCUGCCCAGACGGGGGAGCAGGGGGCUGCCAAGCCAUGGGGGGGCCUAGGGCUGUGCAGGCAGGGGGGGCGGGGGUUGCCCAGCCAUGGUGAGGGGGGUGAGGGCUGUCCAGAUGGGGAGCAAGGGGCUGCCCAGCCAUGGGGAGGGGGGGCAAGGGCUGCCCAGACGGGGUGGGGGCUGCCCAGCCAUGGGGACGGGGGGCAAGGGCUGCCCAGAUGGGGGAGCAGGGGGCUGCCAAACCAUGGGGGACAGCUAGGGCUGUGCAGAUGGGGGGUGUGGGGGGGUUGCCCAGCCAUGGGGAGAGGGGUGAGCGCUGUCCAGACGGGGAGCGAGGGGCUGCCCAGCCACCGGGGUUGGGGCGAGGGCUGCCCAGGCGGGUUGGGGGCUGCCCAGCCAUGGGGAUGGGGGGGCAGGGCUGCCCAGCUGUCGUGACAGGGGAGGGUUCUGGGUCAAGCUGGAGCAGGGAAGAGAAGAUGGCGGGAGGGAGGGAGGGAGGGAGGAGGGGAACGGAGGCAGCAGGGAAGGGAUGGGGGAGUCAGCACACUGGAGCAGAGUGACCUUUAGAUAAACUGGUCUCAAACUAUUCAGGGCUUUAUGCCAACAGAGUAACACUUUGAAGCUGUUGGGAUGCUUCCAAGGGAACGGGGGCAACUUGCAAGCCCCCAGCUGGCUCCAGCCCACCGGCCAGUAGCCAGGUGAUCUCCUGUCCUUGGCUCAGCAUGAAACAGCGACCCACAGCUUCAGAAGCCUUCAGAAGCUGGAGCACGCUCGGUAGCAAAUGGGCAACUAGUGCAUAUCUCUGAGCAAGGCACAGCGGUUUGAGUUAGAGCAUCUACUUUGUAUGAGGAAGGUCACAGUAUGGUCUUAAGGUUCUUUCCCUCCGCUUCCAGCCAAAUCCUGUUUUCUUUCUGUCCCCUCCCCAGGAGUCAAAAAAACAUUUGGCUGGACUUGGGGCAUUGGGUCUGGGGAGCCUCAUAACAGAAAUCACAGCCAGCGAAGAUGAUGCUUCUGAGUCAGACGGAGCCCAGUUGGAUGAGGAAGGUAGGAGAAUGUUUUUGUCUUAGGACCGGGACAAAAUAGCUUUCUCCAGGCUAGUGCCUUUCAUAUGUUGUUGGGAGCCCCAUCAGCUCCAGCUGAUGGCCAGUGGUCAAGGAUGAUGGUAGUUGUGGUGCAACAGCUUACUGAGGGCACUAGGUUGGGAAAGGCUAGGAUAUAAGGGCUUUGCUCUCUCAGGGAUCAAGGCUGACUCCUGGUUGUGCAUUUAAAAAGAGGUGCAGCUGGUUAAUUCAGUGUUCUGGCAUUGCUUACUCAGGGUUUGCAAGUAAUGGCUGAACUUAGUAGCAAAGCAGUAGCCUCUACAAGCCGCCUGUAAAGUCCAGCACCACCAUGAUAGCACAAUAUUUUAUUUUAAUUUGGAUACCACUCUUCAUCCAUAGAUCUCAGGGUGGUUCAAACAUUAAAAUACAAAAUAAAAACACAAAAUACAUAAUAAAACAAGAACAAAAAACCACAAACCAAUGAACCCCCCCAUACCCUCUCCCACAACCCUGUGUAAAAGUGGUAUAAGAUGUUAAUCUGCCAAAGGCCUGGUUGAAGAAGAACGCUUUCACAUGAUGCCUAAAGGUGUAUCAUGAAGGCACCAGGUAAGCCUCCCUGGGGAGAGCAUUCUACGGGCAGAGACCCACUGCAGAAAAAAGGCUUGUUCUUGUGUUGCCACCCUCCUGACCUUGUGUGGAGGAGGGAUACCUAGAAGGGCCUCCAACAGUCGUCUCAAGGUCUGGGUAGGUUCAUAUGGAGAGAGGUGGUCCUUGAGGUAUUGUGGUCCUGAGCCAUUUAAGGCUUUAUAGAUCAAAACCAGCACUUUGAAUUGGACCCGGAAACUAACUGGCAGUCAGUGCAGUGGGGCCAGAAUUGGCAUUAUAUGCUGAAACCCGUAUUGCCCUGAUGAGCAAUAUCAUUCUUGAACGUGGGUGCGGAAGCUGGGAUAGAAAAAUGGUGUGGCCUGUUGGGUCUGUAAUUUUUCUGUGUUCUUCCCUGUUCCUCUCCCUGCCGCCAGGCUGGGUUAAGAGCACCGAGGAUGCUGUCGAUUAUUCUGACAUCACCGAAGUGGCUGAAGAUGAGAGCCGCAGGUACCGGCAGGCAAUGGGCAACCUUCAGCCAGUUCAGAGGGCAGGUAGGUGGUGGCAACAGCUGCUUUCCUUUGUCACAACUGAUCUUUCGAAAAACAAAAAUAUAAAGUCCUUUACAAUCUCUAUUGACUUCCUUUCUAGACUUCCUCCUCCUCCCCUCUUUGUUUCUUAAUUUUUAAUUUUUACAGCAAAUCCUUUCUGUUUUUUCAUAACAAUCUGUCAUUACGUUUCCUUAUUCUAUUUUCCCUCUUGUCAUAUAAAAACUUUAAAACUCAUAGCUUAUAUUCAAUAUUUACCAAAUUCUUGCAUCAUUACCUUUUACGAAUCAUUUACCAAUCCUUACUUAAGUCAUGUAAUUUCAUUCAACAUCCUUCAAACAUUUGUAAGCAUUCCCAAUAUUAAAAAGUAAAAAGAAAAAAUAAUAAGUCAAAUUCAGUCCAGUCAGCUUCCAACCUCCCUCCCCUGGACCCGGGAUUGUCAGUCCUUUUAACCUCGGUAAUCCGGCUCCUUAACCUGGUUGUCUCGUAUCCGAGGCCCUCAAGUCUCUUUCUUGCCCCUUUCGCCACUCUUGUUGAUGAUUCCUUUCCAGUCGUGGAUGCUCCAGCAAGAAAAUGCUUUUGACCCUUUGCAACAAGUCCAUCCCAAACCCAUUGCCCAAGCCAGACAGCAAAUAAUACCACUUCAAAUUUCCACAAAGCUUGGAGACUUCGGCUACUCCAAUCCUCUGAUAGCCCAUCACCAGACUCGGAAGGUCCAAAUAACCAUAUGGAGGGGGUCGAUCCAUCCCCCAUUUCCAAAUCUGACCACAUUUCAUCUUUCCGAAUCUGGUUUGUCCUAAGUUCAUUUAUCAAGUUCAAAGGCUGAUCUUGCCCGUCCAAAGGUCCCUCCAUCUCUGAAGCCUCCGUCACUACAGCAGGUUCAUAUGCUUGUAUAGCCUUUAACUGAAUUUCAUUUGUUUGCUGCUGUGCUCUGGUAACUUCCAUCAUCAAGGUCGUCUCCUGACGCAUCUGGUCCAGCUGGGCACUUAGUUUUGAAAACCUUCCAGGAACAAUUGUUCAAGCCUUUGUACUAGCAUUGUCCUUCAAGGUCAAAGAAAAUUCUUUCGCCCGAGAAUAGUCCAAGAGUCCUUCUCUUGUAAUCACUCUGCCUUGCAAUUUCACUAAAUUCCACUAGAUGGAAUUUUUUUUUUUUUUUAAAGGAAUAAAAGCAACAGCAACAAUCUUUCUUUUUCCAGAAACACUUUAUCCAAAAUUCCCCCUUCCAAAUUCAAGAGGCAACAGUAGAAUCAAAAUGUUACCCUUCUUUUAACUAACUGUCGAGCUGGAUAAACUUCAGAACGUCAAUUCUGACAGCCCGCUCCUGGUUCAGGGCGGUGGAAAAUUGCUUUAUUUUAAACUCACUUCCGCAGGAUUGAAAAGUCCAAAUACAACCCCUUUUUCUCCUGCAGUCAAAGGGGGUUCUAGAAAUCUUAGAUGUUGAAUUCUAGUUCUCUUAAAAUUUAAUUUUCAGGCUUUAGUAUAUUUUGUCUUUGCUUUCUUCACAUAACAAAAGAACGGAAGGCGACUUCCUGUUUAGACCUUCCCAUUCCGAGUCCCAAUUAAGUUCAAUUUCAAGUCCAAUAUUAUUUGUUUAUUCACCAGUCUUAAAAGUGGUUCAGCUCUUCCAAGAUCAGGUACUCACGGAUAGAUGUUUUAGAUGCCAAAUUGUCCAGGAAAAGGCAGCGCUCUCCGAUAACGGCAGUGCGGCUUUGCUGCAUCACCUCUUCAACUGGUCCUUGCUAACCUGACACUCGCCCUGGCUCCCCGUUGCUCUUCUUGUUUAGCAUCCUGUGUAUGGGGCGUUAGAGGAAGGGUAGUACGUAUGGUAGAUGGGCUACCAGGAUGACCAGCCCCGUCUGCUCUUCACCUCUCUACAGCAUAUGCAGAAACUAUUGGGCCCAUAUUGUUCUUGUCCUCUCAAUCUGCCGGAGCCUGUUUUCGCAUGCAUGGGAAGCCCCUAACUAACCAGGGGUUUGAGACCUGUCAACUACCCUCGCCUGGUUUAGCUGGCCAGUUGAAGCCAAUUCUGGGGUGUGGCUGCUGUCACGUGCUGUCACAUUCCCUUUGUUUUUAAAUUUACUGUACACCCAUUGGGUGUUUUAUAUUAAAAGAAUAUAGGAAGCCGCCUUAUAUUGAUUCAGAUCCUUGGUACAUCUGGUUCAAAUGGGACGCGGGUGGCACUGUGAUCUAAACCACCAAGCCUCUUGGGCUUGCUGAUCUUAAGGUCAGCAGUUCGAAUCCACAUGUCGAGGUGAGCUCCUGUCACUUUGUCCCAGCUCCUGCCAACCUAGCAGUUCGAAAGCAUACCAGUGCAAGUAGAUAAAUAGGUACCUGCUGCGGUGGGAAGGUAAACGGCGUUUCCAUGCACUUGUCACGGUGUCCCGUUGCACCACAAGCGGUUUAGUCAUGCUGGCCACAUCAUCCAGAAAAACUGUCUGCGGACAAAUGCUGACUCCCUCGGCUUGAAAGCAGAGAUGAGUACUGCACCCCAUAGUUGAAUUUGACUGGACUUAACCAUCCAGGGUAAACCUUUACCUUUUUUACCAUCUAGUUCAGAUGGUGGAAAUAGAAUAUCUGUUUUGGAUGAUGGAGGGUGCCUGGAUUUUCUUGGAAUGUUUAAUCCUGGUGGUUUUUAACGGGGACGAUAAACCGAAGUUGUGAUGUGAUGGAAGGGCUGCCCACCACUCCUUUCUUUUCUUCCUUUCCUUAGAUGAUGACGAUGACGAUUAUGAUGCUGACUCUGAAGAUAUUGACUCUAAGCUGAUGCCUCCCCCGCCACCACCUCCAGGGCCAAUGAGAAAAGAGGACGAAAAGGAUGCAAGUGCUUCUGGUGAGGAUGUACUCCUGGGAAAUGCCUUUGAGCCUUGCAGGGCCCAGGGGUGAGCAGUAUCAUAGGCUUGUAGAGUUGGAAGGGAACCCGAGGGUCAUCUAGUCCAAACCCCUUCAAUGCAGAAAUCUUUGGCCCAACUCGGGCUCGAACCCACAACCCUGAGAUUAAGAGUCUCAUGCUCUACCCACUGAGCUAUCCCAGGUCUGAAAGAAACACAGUGAAAAAUAGUGGGUGGAAUCCAGUGUAGCAGUACCUAUUGUUCUGUUAGCAUAGGAAUUUUUGCUUGUGCCAUGUAACUCCCCCCAUGUGCACCCCACACACCCAGUCUGUUCUGGAGGGGCUACAUCAGCGGAGGAGAGGGGUAAGAUGUUCCGUUGCAGAAGCAGAAAUCCUUGCGCUGGCAGAACAUUCACACAGUGCCACUUUGGAUACAACCCUAAUCUGGGAUUUCCCUUUUACGUUGCUGCCUCAGCUAAAAUGUGGUUUUAUUUUGAUGUACUUUUUUCUGGCUUGCGGUUUUUCACUUUAAAGUGCUUUCAGCUUUGUGAUAAGGCAGUAUGCAAAUGUGCUUCAUUUAUUCAAUAACCGUAGAAUCUACCGGAAGCAGGAGAAUUGGAUCUGAGAAUUUAAAACUCCCUGAGUGCGGAGUCCAUGGAGUUUUUGAUGUGUCCAGGAGGAUUCUCUUGGCGUCUCUUCCCCUCCCACUCACUUGACCCUUUUUAAAAUGCAAGCUGAGAAUUUCAAGAUGCUGGCUUCCAUUUGAAAUACUGCACUUUGUCUUUGAUGCCGGGAAUAAGGCAUGUGACCCAGGGUUAGCUUUCUGUCAUGUUGAGGUUAGGAAGUAGAGCUUUCCUUCCUUCCUUCCUUCCUUCCUUCCUUCCUUUCUGAGAGGUACUCUCUUCCAGGGUCUGAAGACAACGAUGGUAUCAUCCUUCCAUCCAUCAUUGCCCCUUCAUCUGCUACCUUGGAGAAGAAUGACUUCAGCAGCUCUUCGGAUUCUGAAUCGGAAUCGGGGUCCCAGGACUCGCGGAAGGCAGAGUCCAGCGACAGAAGUCUUACGCUGCCACUUGCAGGGAUAAUGCAGCAGGAUACCACCAAGCAGCUGCCAAGUGUCACAGAUCUGUUCCCCGAGUUCAGACCAGGCAAGGUAGGGCUCUGCAGAAAAUGACGGGGGGGGGGGCAGGGACCGAGUGAAAGGCCAUGCUUUGUGCUAAAAGGAUGGAGGGCUCCCCCUGUGCUUGAUUUCCUUUAUGUCAUAUAAGUUAGCAGAACAGAUGGGCUACCUUCUCGGGUUGAUGAGCCCCUUGUAGGAGAAAGAAAAGACUGAUCCUAAACCUCCACUGCCCUACACAAAUCUGGGGUGGAUUUGCUAACAUGGUUGGCUGGAACGUUGUAUGCCUCCUUCCAGCAACACCUGCAGCCAAGCUGGUGCCAAAUGUAUUGCUCUGCAUUCCUUUGGCCCACAUCAGCGAGGCUUGUUGUCUGGGCAAAAAGGUAAAACAACGAAAUUGAGGAAAAAAUCAGAGCCAUACUUAAAAGCGUAAAGGUAAAGGGACCCAGACCAUUAGGUCCAGUCAUGACCCACUUUGGGGUUGUGGCGCUCAUCUCGCUUUAUUGGCCGAGGGAGCCGGCGUACAGCUUCCGGGUCAUGUGGCCAGCAUGACUAAGCCGCUUCUGGCGAACCAGAGCAGCGCACAGAAACGCCGUUUACCUUUCUGCCGGAGUGGUACCUAUUUAUAUACUUGCACUUUGAUGUGCUUUUGAACUGCUAAGUUGGCAGGAGCAGGGACUGAGCAACGGGAGCUCACCCCAUCGCGAGGAUUCGAACCGCCGACCUUCUGAUCGGCAAGUCCUAGACUCUGUGGUUUAACCCACAGCACCACCCGCGUCCCUACUUAAAAACAUACAGAGGAUAAAAUGCUAAAAUAAAUUAAUUGUGAUGUUUAAUACAGCUUCACUAGGUGAGGACAACAUUGGUCGCUGGGAACCCACAAAAGCGGAGUUCACAGGCAUAUGUUACCCAGGCUUCUGUCAAGGCAUAGCCUCAUCUGAGAUUUUCACAUGUGUAGGAAUCAAGUCUUAUAGUAAGCAGGAUUGCAAUCUGGAAACCAACCAAUGGCCUUAUCAGAAGAGCAAACGUAACAUCAUAGGAACAGGCUUGAAUAGCAAAUUCAAAUAUUUAUCUGUCAGUUUCAGCAGAUUCCUUCAUACCUCAUUACAGACAUUUCUGCUCUUUUACAACACCCUUUCACUCAAUAUUUUCUUCACACUUGCUUUUACUGCCAGUAAGCUAUCUUUCAGAAGGUGCAUCAAUGUAUUUAUCCACCACAGGGGCACUUUUUUGUUGAGGGGAUUGCAGCUCUUCCCACCCCACCAAAAAACUGCCCUUCCCUGCUACUGAAAAUGCUGCCCCACUGCAGUUAGGCUUGGAAAAAGCCUCCUAUUAUAUAGCGGUUUUUCAUGCCUGGUUGUUACAUUGACAGAAUGGAUGUUUGUGUCUGUGAGUGUAGAGGAGUUAUCUGAAUAAAUAACUCUGCGUGUGUCCCCCAAGCUGAGGAGGCUCCCCCACUCCUCCUCCUGGUCUAGCACCCCCAUCUGCAGAGGGCUGCCUCUCCAGUGAGCCAGAGAUGUGAACUUGCCUUUGACACAGCUGAGUGACCAGAGGCCAGUCGCUUGCGCCUCCCAACCUUUCCUCCACUCUCUGCCAGUGUGGUGUAGUGGUUAAGAGCGGUAGACUCGUAAUCUGGUGAACCGGGUUCGCGUCUCCGCUCCUCCACAUGCAGCUGCUGGGUGACCUUGGGCCAGUCACACUUCUUUGAAGUCUCUCAGCCUCAUUCACCUCACAGAGUGUUUGUUGUGGGGGAGGGAGGGAAAGGAGAAUGUUAGCCGCUUUGAGACUCCUUUGGGUAGUGAUAAAGCAGGAUAUCAAAUCCAAACUCCUCCUCCUCCUCUUCUUCUUCUUCUUCUGCCUCUCCCCUUAGGUGCUGCGCUUCCUGCGCCUCUUUGGCCCUGGGAAAAACAUCCCAUCGGUCUGGCGCAGCGCCCGCAGGAAGCGCAAGAAGAAGCACCGGGAAGUCACUCCGGAAGUGCAGAUCCUGGAUGGAGAAGCUGAGGUCGAGACAAUUGUGGAAGAGAAAUCUCCCUGGGAGUACGAAUAUGCCCCGCCUCCUCCUCCGGAGCAGUGCCUUUCAGACGACGAGGUGAGUCUUCAGGAGCAGAGAGGAUGAUAGAAGUGGGGUGGGGUGUCACAUCACAUGGCUUUGUUCCUACUCCAAGAGAGAGGGCGGGGCUUCCUCUCUGCCUUGCGGUAGGACUGUCCCCCUGCCGACAACAGCUGGAUAUAGUAACAAGGCAGGCUGGGCAAUGGCAGCCUCCGUAAGGCAGAUGCCAAGCAUGAAUCUGCGUGGCUGGAGUCUUUGGUCAUGGAUUGGCUGGAGACAGAGGAGCGGUGAGAGGCAACAGCUGGGGGACCCCCAAGGGAAGAAGGCUCAGAGCCAGGGUAGUGGUGUUGGGAAUACAGUGAGUGGUCAGAGGGAGCAGAUUGGUAGGAGGAGAUGUUGGAAGCUGAAGAGGCAACAGGGUUUAGUGAGCAGGAAGAGCCUGUGGCAGAGAGCAGCCCAGAAUCGGAGGCAGAGGUGGAGGCUGGAAAGGAGAGGGCUAAGAGGCAGAGAUGAGGCAGGCUGCCGAAGAAGCCAGGGGGGUCUCCCCCUCCUGCUGUGACCAGCACCUCUGGUCUCCCAGAACCCAGAGAACUAUGAAUAGGGCGAAGCAGAGAUAAGUUGGAUAAGUAUCUGGUUGCUUGGAAAGGACCCGGGGUAGGAGGGGCCUUAGAGAGCAGUGGGAAGGCUGGGACCUUCAGUCUUCACAACUGCCUCAUGGGGGCAAGACCUACUGGGAAGAGUUGCUGUGCUCACUGGGUCUGAGCUGCUUAGUUUCUUUGAAUAAAGAGCUAACUUCACUGGCACCUUGUUAGUUAUUUCUGACUUGCCCCUGACGCCUGCCUUGACAUCAUCUCAGGAUGAUCCCAGUUCCGUCUCCCUUGACCCUCCAACACCCUCUUGUCCUCCAGAUCACCAUGAUGGCACCGGUGGAGUCCAAGUUCUCCCAGUCUACAGGAGAUGCGGACAAGGUGGCUGACACCAGGCCCAAGGUGGCCGAAUGGCGCUACGGGCCUGCCCAGCUCUGGUAUGACAUGUUGGGCGUUCCUGAGGAUGGCAGCGGCUUCGACUAUGGCUUCAAGAUGAAAGAGCGCAAAGAGGAGGAGGAGAAGGAGGAGGUAGUGAGUUGGGGGAAAGGCUUGAAUUUGUCUCUCCUGAGGCAGGAGGACGGGGCCUUCCUGCCAGUGCCUUGGCAGUUUUUAAAUUUCUUUCUGUAAAGUUUUAUUAUUAUUUCAUGUUAUAAUGCAUAUAAAACAGAGAACAGUUAUAACCAUGAAAAGAAAUUAAAAGAUGGAAAAACAGAACUACAAAACAAACUUACAAUGACCACAUGAGUUAAAACAACUAAGUUCAAGUAAAGACUUAUCAACGUUCUCAGAUAAUGAAGUUUUGUCAGGCUUAUGACAAGGGUCAGCUUGAAGAUGACAGUUCCGCUCAGUGCUAUUUUUCUGUAAAAAGAGGAGCUGGAACUCAUCAUUUAUACCUCCCUCAUUCUCUUUAGAAUGGCAAUGGCACCCAGAGAGGUGCUGGAAUUGAGUUGAAAAAAAGGUCUGGUUCUGCUCUAUAUGUCAUAAAAGAACGCCAAAUAUAUUAAAAGUGCCUGGAGGUUCUAGGCGUUGUCAGAAUCUCAAAUUAUGUGCAGUUUUCUCCAUUACAGCUGUAUUCCAGAGUGAGUGGUACCAGGUGUCCAGUGCAAGGUUUGGGGCUGUUUCCCAUUGAGUUGCAAUUUGUGCUGCCAGGAUCAUAUAUAAGACCAAUUCUUUUGGCCAUAUAUCUGCAUUGGCAUUGUCUCAAAUAUUCAGCGACAUUCAUUCUGGACAGCAGACGGUAGUUUCCAUAGUAGUAAUCAUUAUUUCUGUCAAAACUCUUGAUGCUUUUCUGUUCUGCCCUUGCAGAGCGCUGUGGUGGAGAAGGAUGCGCUGCUGGCAGAUGAGCACUUCCUCAUGGUGACCCAGCUGCAGUGGGAGGACGACGUGAUCUGGAACGGGGAGGACAUCAAGCACAAGGGGACCAAGACGCAGCGGGCUAGUCUGGCUGGCUGGCUGCCCUCCAGCAUGACCAGGAAUGCUACUGCUUACAACGCCCAGCAAGGUGAGCUCAGCAGGCAGCUGGGCCGAGGGCCAUAGUUCAGUGUCAGAGUACUUCCCUUGCAUGCAAAAGGUCCCAGGUUCUGUUCCUGGGCAGGUGUGAAGCACUCCCUGGUCCUGAAUGGGACAACUGUGCCCCUGAAGGACCAGGUGUGCAGCCUGGGUCAUUUUGGACUCACAGCUGUCCAUGGAAAUGCAGGUCAAUUCUGUGUCCAGGGCGGCUCUCUACCAGCUCCAUCUGGUAUACAGGCUGAGACCCUACCUGCCCGGAGACUGUCUCGUCAGAGUGGUGCAUGCUCUUGUUAUCUCCCGCUUGGACUACUGCAAUGCCCUCUACGUGAGGCUACCUUUGCAGGUGACCCAGAAACUACAGCUAAUCCAGAAUGUGGCAGCUCGACUGGUGACUGGGAAUGGCUGCCAAGACCAUAUAACACUGGUCCUGAAAGACCUACCAUUGGCUCCCAGUACUCCAUCCCCAUCGUUCAGCCCGGACACUGAGGUCCAGGUUUGAGGACCUUCUGGCAGUUCCCUCACUGCAAGGUGAAGUUACAGGGAACCAGGCAGAGGGCCUUCUCGGUAGUGGCACCCUCCCUUUGGAACGCCCUCCCAUCAGAAAUAAGCAGCUAUCUGAUUUUUAAAGACAUCUGAAGGCAACACUGUUUAGGAAAGUGUUUUUAAUAUUAUGUUGCGAGCCGCCCAGAGUGGCUGGGGAAACCUACCAGAUGGGUGGGGUAUAAAUAUUUUUUAUUAUCCCUGGCAUCUCCAGGUAUGGUCAGGAAAUGCUGCUGGAAAGUCCAGAAGCUGCUUCCAGUCAGUGUACUCAAUACUGAGCUUGAUGGACCAAUGGUCAGACUCAAGAUAUGGCAGCUUCCAGAUAAUUAUGUCUUUUCAAAGCUGCUGACUUUCUUUGUUACCCUCUUGAUAAUGGAAUUUUUAUUAUUACUGUUACUCCUUCUACAUACGCCUCAAGGUGAUGUGCAGGCAUACAAUAAGAAUGGCUAAAAAUGGUUUUAAAAAUUCUACAGCUUUAAAACCAAUGCCAAAUGAAUACAGCAGAGACCCUUCAUCUCAGUGUGGUGUAGUGGUUAAGAGCGGUAGACUCGUAAUCUGGUGAACCGGGUUCGCGUCUCCGCUCCUCCACAUGCAGCUGCUGGGUGACUUUGGGCCAGUCACACUUCUCUGAAGUCUCUCAGCCCCACUCACCUCACAGAGUGUUUGUUGAGGGGGGGGAAGGGAAAGGAGAAUGUUAGCCGCUUUGAGACUCCUUCGGGUAGUGAUAAAGCGGGAUAUCAAAUCCAAACUCUUCUUCUUGCUGCAAAAGUUUAUUGAAACAAAAAUGUCAACAGUUUGUUUUUAAUGCCUGAUUUUAUUGGUAUAUCGCCCUGGAACCUUUCUUAGCCAGCUGCUGCCUGGUUUCAGCAGAGGCUCCCUGACAUUUUCUUUUUUUUAAAAUAAGAUAUUUAUUAAGAUUUUUUAAAAAUAUUACAGUGAAAAUGAAAAAGAAAAAAGAAAAAUACAAAAUAAAAACAGUUAAACAACACACAUAUUUUCUAUUACUUAUUUUCCUUUAGCUUGUUUCCCGGACCUCCUUGUACCUCCCUUUUUUGUAUUCCACUUCAAUUUAUUGGUUCAGCAAAUCCUUACCAUUAGAUUUUAACCCAUUUAUAACCCUUUUUCAUAUUCUCUUAGAACAUUACAGCUGGAAACCGCUUAAUUACUAUCCAACAUCAUUCUAUCAUUCAUUAAUUUUACAAUAUUUCUGUAAAUAGUCUUUAAAUUUCUUCCAAUCUUCUUCCACCGACUCUUCUCCCUGGUCUCGGAUUCUGCCAGUCAUUUUUGCCAAUUCCAUAUAGUCGAUCACCUUCAUCUGCCAUUCUUCCAAAGUGGGUAGAUCUUGUGUCUUCCAAUACUUUGCAAUGAGUAUUCUUGCUGCUGUUGUAGCAUACAUAAAAAAGUUCUGUCCUUCUUUGGCACCAAUUGGCCGACAAUGCCCAGAAGAAAGGCCUCUGGUUUCUUCAAGAAGGUAUAUUUAAAUACCUUUUUCAGUUCAUUAUAUAUCAUUUCCUAGAAAGCCUUAAUCCUUGGGCACAUCCACCAAAGGUGAAAGAAUGUACCUUCAGUUUCUUUACAUUUCCAGCAUUUAUUAUCGGGCAAAUGAUAGAUUUUUGCAAGCUUGACUGGGGUCAUGUACCACCUGUAUAUCAUUUUCAUAAUAUUCUCUCUUAAGGCAUUGCAUGCCGUAAAUUUCAUACCUGUGGUCCAUAACUGUUCCCAGUCAGCAAACAUAAUAUUAUGUCCAACAUCUUGUGCCCAUUUAAUCAUAGCAGAUUUCACCGUUUCAUCCUGAGUAUUCCAUUUCAACAGCAAGUUAUACAUUCUUGACAAAUUCUUAGUUUUGGGUUCUAACAGUUCUAUUUCUAGUUUUGAUUUUUCCACCUGGAAGCCAAUUUUCUUGUCCAAUUUAAAUGCCUCCAUUAUCUGAUAAUAAUGAAGCCAAUCUCUCACUUUAUUUUUUAGUUUCUCGAAACUCUGCAAUUUCAAUUUGUCUCCUUCUUGUUCCAAAAUUUCCCAAUAUUUCAGCCAUUUGGCCUCCAUAUUGAGCCUUUUCAGAGCUUUCGCUUCCAUCGGUGACAACCACCUUGGGGUUUUAUUUUCCAAUAAAUCCUUGUAUCUUAUCCAAACAUUAAACAGUGCUUUCCUGACAAUAUGAUUUUUAGAGGCUCCCUGACAUUUUCAAUGCCCUCUUGCUUCUGUUUCCAGGGCUGAACCGCAGUGGGUCCCUGCUCAAUUUGCCUGUCCCUAUGAUGCAGAAGCCCAGCAUGUCAGGAGUCAUGGGCCUUGCCAAGUGCAAAGAGAAGCAGCUCCCUGAGCAGCAAGGUAAGGAGGAGCGGAGGCUUGUGGCUCACAGUGAGGAGAUGGUAUGUGUUGGUCAGCAAAAAGGGAACUGGUGAUAAUUACCUGGCAGGCUCUGGGUCUUCAGCCCUGCCCAAACAUUAAACUUAAGGUUUCUUCAGAGGAGAAGCAGCACCCCACAACAGAUCUCUCCACCACCAGUGACCCUGAAGAGUUGUUGAAUCCUGGCAUCCCUGCCCCAGGACCAGAGAUCCCCACACCUGGGUUCCUAGCUGGCUUUCUGAUUCCACCCUCGGCCAUCUCUCCCAGCAGCACGGGAGAGUAGUGAGCCAGGCAGGAGCUUCAGAGCACACAAGACUACUCAGAUGGCUUUAAAAAGGGAUGAUGAUGAUGAUGAUGAUGAAUUUUGUAUACUGCCCUUCAUAUGUCUCAGGGCGGUUCACAAUUUAAAACAUAAACACAAACAGUGCGAAACAUUCUCCAGCCAAAUUCAGGAACUUGCUUCUGCUUUCGCUCAGAACAUGCAAGUCUUUUGUUAAGUAGGCCCAGAGAAGGUGGGGAUGUGACGACCCCAAUUCUUAACAGAGAUCAAUGAAAUCCCAAAUAAUACUGGCAGCCGAGGAGCAUGCUUUGCAGCAACAUAAUCCUAUGUAUGUCUAAUUAGCAGCAUGUUCUGUUAAAUUCUGUGGGACUUAACUCCAAGGUAAGAAUGUCUUGCCGGGGUGAAGGGGCUUGAAUAACUCAGAGAAGCUAUGAGCUAUGCUGUGCAGGGCCAUCCAAGAUGGACAGGUCAUAGUGGAGAGUUUUGACCAAACGUGAUCCCCCUGGAGCAGGAACCGGCAAGCCACUCCAGUAUCCCUGCCAAGAAAACUCCAUGGACAAAGACAAAAGGCAUAUAAAAGGAAGACAGGAGUGCCUGGCGUGCUGUGGUCCAUGGGGUCACGAAGAGUCGGACACGACUAAAUGACUAAACAACAACAGAGAAUGUAUAGAAUCAUAACCUCAAUCUCUCUAGUUACUGUGUUCACCCACUAGUGGCUGCAUGACCUACUUUAAUCAAUUAGUUGGUUAAGUAUAAUAAUUUUAUUGACCAUUAAGGGAAAUGUGCACAGGAUUCGACAAAUCUAUGGAGGGUUAGAUUGUCAAAGGCUCCCAAUCUGGAUGGCUAUGUUCACCAUUGGAGGCAGUAUUCUUCUGAAUAUCCGUUGCUGGAAACAGCAGCAGAGGGGCUUGCUGCUGUGCUCAUGUCCUGCUUGUGGACUUCUGGUUGGCCACUGUGAGAAUACAAUAUGGGACUAGAUGAGCCGUUGGCCUGGUCUACAAGGGCUUUUCAUAGGAGGCCUUGAGAGAGCAGUGCCUUGGCAUUGAGUGGCUUAAAGUCCAGCGUGCCUUAAGUCAGCAGGUGGCACAGUCGGUGCAAAUGGGAGCACUUGAGCCCUAUGGGUUUCCAGGAAAAAGAUGGCAAGGGUGUGCUCUGGUGAGGAACAAGCAGAAGUAGGGAAUUCUACUCAUAUAUGGAAUUCUAUUCAUAUAUUGAUCCAGAGUUGAAUCCCAAUGUAUAGUUAACAGAGUAAAAACUUUAACACGUUGCAGGAUCCCCACAAAAUAGACCAGAGGCAAUUGUAUUUCAUCCAGCAGAGCUUUACUGCUACUGAAUGGGGAGGGGUAUACAAGGGUUAAGGAGGGACGCGGGUGGCGCUGUGGGUUAAACCACAGAGCCUAGGACUUGCCGAUCAGAAGGUUGGCGGUUUGAAUCCCUGCAAUGGGGUGAGCUCCUGUUGCUUGGUCCCUGCUCCUGCCAACCUAGCAGUUCGAAAGCACGUCAAAGUGCAAGUAGAUAAAUAGGUACCGCUCCAGUGGGAAGGUAAACGGCGUUUCCGUGCGCUGCUCUGGUUCGCCAGAAGGGGCUUAGUCAUGCUGGCCACAUGACCCAGAAGCUGUACGCCGGCUCCCUCGGCCAGUAAAGCAAGAUGAGCGCCGCAACCCCAGAGUCGUCCGCGACUGGACCUACCGGUCAGGGGUCCCUUUACCUUUACCUAUGUCUUGCGGACAGUGCAAAAACCUUGUGUUAAAUGAGCAGCAUUGAUUCCACACAAGAUCUCCACCUGGAGCCAUUCUCCAUUGACAAUGUGCUCUUCCUCCUUGUCUCGUAAUGGCAGAGUCUGGAGUUGGUCUCUUCUGGUGGUACUCUGUGGGGUGGGGUCUGCCUUUUGGAGAGGGUGGCUGGCCUCGUUUGGGGGAAGUGGAACUUGACGGUAUCCUAGUAUUCCAGAAAUAGAGAGAUGUGUCGUAUGUUGUGUUGCUGCAGCAUCUCUGGAUGAAGACAAGCCGUGGUAUUCUAUUUUCCCCAUUGACAACGAAGAGCUGGUUUAUGGCCGCUGGGAGGACAACAUCAUCUGGGAUGACGAGGCAAUGGAGAAAGUCUUGACCCCACCCGUUCUGACCCUUGACCCAAAUGAUGAAAAUAUAAUUCUGGGUAUGUCCACAGAACCAUUGUGCUUUCCCUUUGGGCCUACUAGUGGUUGGAGAGAAAAGAUCUCUGGCUUUCUGAAGCAUGGUGAUUUUGUAACUGGGCUUCAAGGUGAAAAAUUUAGGCGGGCUGAGGGAAAUUUUUUCCUCAGCAACCACCUGUCCAAGGGCGGUGAAGCUCGUGCCUUUUCUAUCUCCCAGGAAACUGCCUCUCCUAAUGAAUUCUGGCAAUUGUAGUUAAUAUGAGGAGCCUGAGGAUCUCUUACAGAACUUUCAGUAAACUGUAAUUGCCAAGGUUCUUUUGCAGCAACCAUGACAGUUAACUGCCUCCCCCCCCUUAUUUAAAUUUGCACUGUAGCUAUUUCUAUACUGUAAUGAGCAGUGGGGCUUAAAUUGCAGAAGUAGGGAGUGAGGUAACCUGUUAUAUAAAAGAUCCCAUAGGGAGGAACCGUUGCCUCAGGCUUAAAAAUCCCCAUAAUCUCUGAUAGUUUUAAGUUUAAUGGCUAUUUUUAAAAAAUCAGGCCAUUUAAAAAAUAAUAAUUUUGCAAAUGUAACAGAAUAAAAAUACUGUUAAAUGGUAUUAAAAGAAAGAAUAUUCCAUCAAUCCCGGCUUAACAUCAUAGGUUACUAUAAAUAGUUUCAUGUCCAAAUAGGUACCUAAACGAGAUUGAUGAUUAUAAGCCCUGCAUUCAAAUGGGCUUCUUUUAUGUAUUUUUUCCCCUGAAAUGGAAAUAUCCUUUUAAAUUACAUUUGUGGCUAAAAACUCAUUUGCUUUGUAAAAACAGGUGCAAUACAUUCCUUUGACUGUGUUGACAUUUAUGUCAAAGUGUUACUUAAGAGAAAAAUAAGGAGCCUUGCUAUCUCUGAGCUAAUCAGGUGCUCAAAUGAAAGGUUAGAUAAGAAGGUCCAUAAGAGAAUAAUACAUGGUAAAUAAAUCUACCACAGAAAUUCAAGCCAUUGCAUGUUGACCAUUUGUGUAAGCUUCUACUCUAGCACUGAGCAGGAUAUUGACUGCUUAGCACACUCUCAAAGAAGCACAAUACUGUCCCCCACUGGUAUCAGCUGCCUGCAGAACAGAGGACAGACAGCUAAAAUGGACAGUACUUUUAUCUUCCAGCAGUGUAACACUGUCACAGACAUCGAGAUGACAAAGACACCUGACCACCACUGGAGUCCCUUUUUGUAUUUGAAGUGGCGCUGCGGAUAUCUGCAGGCAAGCAUUCAGAAUCCAAUCUCUUGUAUGUUGCUUCCUAGAAAUUCCUGAUGAGAAGGAAGAGAUGACGUUGAACUCUCCUUCCAAAGAGAGCAAGAAAGAGUCUUCUCUAAAGAAGAGCCGGAUUCUCCUGGGCAAGACGGGAGUCAUUAAGGAAGAGACUCAGCAGGUUUGUGGGAAUGGCUCAGGUCCCGUCCGCCCCCCCCCCCCCACAUAAGAAUGAUGAACAGAAGACGAAUUCUGACUCUUGCUUCCCUGUGUUGCAACUCUAGAAUAUGUCUCAGCCGGAGGUGAAGGAUCCCUGGAACCUCUCAAAUGAUGAAUUUUACUAUCCAAAGCAGCAGGGGCUUCGUGGAACCUUUGGAGGCAACAUCAUCCAGGUUAGAACCAGUAUGGGCAACUCUCUCCAUUUCCAUGUGUGCAUUUAAGUAUGCAAAAUGCAAUAUCUCAGAAUUCCAUCAUUCUGAGAACCAUGUGCCAUCGAAUGGUGUUCCCUGCCUUCGUCGUAGGACAAGGUGCCCUGUGCAGGUAUAACUGGUGACCCAGCUUUCGGUUGGAAGUUUGCAGGGCCUCUUCCCAAAGCUCUGCAUGCUAUAGAAAGCAGCAGGUCCGUGGUACCUAACACCAAGAAAACUAGCGCAAAUAUGCCCAGGAACCUCACCAAAAUUCUGGAGAGGGUGCACCUCCACAGGCACAUACCUCCACAUGUGGUGGGAGUGCCCCAAAUCCAACGAUCUGGACAACAGCCAUACAAGAAAUAAGUAAAAUAACCAAGCAAGUAUUAGAAAUCACCCCAGAAUUGACCUUACUAAACAUCUUCCAAGACAAUAAUGCCCACUUACACCACAAAGAACUCAUAACCCACCUACUUUCAGCAGCCAUAAGCAUCAUAGCCAGACACUGGUGAGACCUGUCAGGAGUAAGCAUGGACCAAUGGUACCAAAUAGUAUGGGAAACAGCCUUACUAGAAAAAUUAACCAAUAAACUGAAACUGACACGGGGACAAAUAGAAGAAGACGCCUUCACCCCGGUAUGGCUCACUUUUAUCACAUACACAGCCCAACAGAACAACGACAAAAAUCCACCAACAGCAUACAGAUCAAUAUGGCUAACCUGAUCCAAAACACCUACCCACCCCACUCACACAUGAAAACAAAGACCACCACAGCCAACCACAAAUGAACAGCCACACCCUAGGCCAACCCCAACCUCUCUCACCACCAAAGGAACACAAGCGAACAGCAGAGAACCUGCACAAUCAACACUGACACCAAACCCUACAUAUAGUAAGUAAAGUAGAAACAUCGCCACCCGACCCCACCCCUACCCAUCUCCCCCCCCCAACCUCUUCCCCCUUUUCUUCCUAAUGUCUCAACAAAUGAAACUGAUUUGUAAAAAUGUUACAUGGGGAAAAAAUACGAGAGACAGACAUUGCAAACACUUUUGUAAAUCAAGAAAAUCUUUAAGAAUAAUAUAAAAAGAUAGCAGCAGGUCCUUUGGGCGGACACAUCCCUCAGCCCCUUCUCUUCCUGUGACUCAGGAUUUCCCUGUUCUGGGAUGGGGAGGUGUCCCUGUGGCUGGCGGUAAUGUGCGUCCUGAUUUUUGUGCCCCCGAGUGACCGCGCACAUGUGCUUUUUUUUGGUGCAGCACUCAAUCCCUGCGGUGGAGCUCCGGCAGCCCUUCUUCCCCACCCACAUGGGCCCCAUGAAGUUGCGCCAGGCUCACCGGCCUCCCCUGAAGAAAUACUCCUUUGGGACCCUUUCCCAGCCCGGCCCUCAUCCGGUGCAGCCGCUGCUGAAGCACAUAAAGAAGAAAGCCAAGGUGAGGCCCUCCCACUUCCUGGUUCUGCUUUGACAGCUGCCACCUUGGCUGCUCUUCACUUUGAGGGGCUUCCCUGCUCUUCCUGGGAUCCCCCGCUUGGGUUUCCGUUGUCUUUUGGUCCCUUGAUAACCUCCUCCUUGCUCCACGCCCAGAUGAGAGAACAGGAGCGGCAAGCCUCUGGCGGCGGGGAGAUGUUCUUCAUGCGCACCCCUGCUGACCUCACUGGCAAGGACGGCGACCUCAUCCUGGCCGAGUACAGUGAGGAGAACGCCCCCUUGAUGAUGCAGGUCGGCAUGGCAACCAAGAUCAAGAACUACUACAAGCGGGUGAGUGCGCUGGGGUUUGGCUGCCGGGGUUUUCAGCUUCUGCAAUUUGAACCUGCCCUUCUGACUUAAUCCUGUCUUCCUUCCUUCCUGGCAGAAACCGGGCAAGGAUCCUGGUGCCCCAGACUGUAAAUACGGAGAGACGGUGUACUGCCACACCUCCCCGUUCUUGGGCUCUCUUCAUCCGGGCCAGCUGCUCCAGGUGAGAGAUUUGACUUUUACAGGGGGCACGGGGAUCAGGAUGGAGUUGGUGUGUGCUUUGAAUUACCACCAGCUGCAAUUGCUUGAGCAGGUGGCCUUUCUAAGGUCUGCCCAUCUCUUUCUCAAUGCAGGUAUUUCGUGUGCAGCAGCAGUAUUAAUUCAUAGAAUCAUAGGACUGUAGAGUUGGAAGGGACCACGAGGGUUUUCUAGUCCAAACUCCUACAAUGCAGGAAUCUCAUCAUCAUCAUCAUCAUCAUCAUCAUAAAUUUAUACCCCACUGGGUAUAAGCUGCCAUUUGGGGCAGCUCCCAACAGAAUAUUAAAAACCCGAUAAAACAUCAAACAUAGAAAACUUCCCUAAACAGGGCUGCCUUCAGAUGUCUUCUAAAAGUCAGAUAGUUGUUUAUUUCCUUGACAUCUGAUGGGAGGGCAUUCCACAGGGCGGGUGCCACCACUGAGAAGGCCCUCUGCCUGGUUCCCUGUAACCUCACUUCUCGCAGUGAGGGAACCGCCAGAGGGCCCUCGGAGCUGGACCUUGGUGAACGAUGGGGGUGGAGACGCUCCUUUAUACUGGGCUGAGACCAUUCUGCCCAGUGUGGGGCUUGAACCCACAACCCUGCGAUUUAAGAGCCUCAUGCGGUACCAAUGAAGCAAUCCAGAAUUCAUUUGCUUAUUAUUUAUUGCAGUAUUAAUAAUCCACAUUUCCUGAAAGUAUAACGAGAGCAGUAUGCAAAAUACAAGAUUACAAUAAAAUCAGGGAAAGUGUCAGGCAAAAACUUCAUUAUUUUUUUUUAAAAUAGCAAGUACUGAUAGGUUAAAAAUAAAUAAAUGUAAAGUCCUGUCUAAACAAUGCAGCUUUUGGAAGACCCCUUAGGGAGGCAGGAGUGUUUACUGCUAAAUCGCUCAGAUUUACACAAGUAAAGUUGUGAUGCAGAACUCAGUCAUGGCUAGGGAGUUUGUCUCUUGAGCAUGGGUGCUUCUUACCCAAGCUACCAGCAGAGGCUGGAGGCUGGGGGUGGGAAAACAAUUUGAUUAAGGCAUCCCAGUUCAUGGCAGACUCGUCCAUGGGCUGCAUCCAGUACCCCACCUGUUCCGUGGCUUCAGAGAGUAUACUUAAAACAUAUGCAGGCAAGCAACCAGUUCUUCCGCUUUCUAUUUUUUUUGCACACCAGUCACCUUUGGGGAAUGGAAAAUGACUUGCUGUGUAGCGAACUUCAGACUCUUAUAUUCAGAAUAUAAAUAUUUUUGUGGUGCUUGCCCAUCUUGGAGCCUGUUGUGUUAUCUCGACUGUCUCUUGGGUUUGGUGGAUAAUCCCAGUGCAUCUCCAGGACUAAAACUGGCCUGUAAGGUUAUGGCAGAUUCCUUUUCUUCCUCUGACUGCUUUUGCAGUUGACCAAAUGGUGGCCCCUUUUUCUUUUCACCAGGCAUUUGAAAACAAUCUCUUCCGGGCUCCGAUCUACCUUCACAAGAUGCCUGAAACAGACUUCUUAGUUAUCCGGACGCGACAAGCUUAUUACAUCCGGGAGCUGGUGGAUAUAUUUGUGGUUGGACAAGAAUGUCCUCUCUUUGAAGUUCCUGGACCCAACUCUAAACGGGCCAAUACUCACAUCCGAGACUUUCUACAGGUUUGUGCAAAUUAUCUCUGCGGCAAGCUCAGGGAAGAGAAGAAUUUUUUUUUUAAGCAAGUUGUUUAGCGCAUACAACUGGUGUUGUCUCAGCUGUGACACACGGGCCUGUGGAAGAGGGCAGACAGUUUAAAAAAGGUCUUUAUACUUGAGAUCAGAUUGGCUAGUAACCUCAGAGUACUUGUCCUCUCUUGCAGUUUGGCUCACUUGCUAGAGACUACUGUUGUUGUUGUUGUCUUAAAAAAGUCAUUAGGUAAAGGUAAAGGGACCCCUGACCAUUAGGUCCAGUCGUGACCGACUCUAGGGUUGCGGCGCUCAUCUCGCUUUAUUGGCUUCCGGGUCAUGUGGCCAGCAUGACUAAGCCGCUUCUGGCGAACCAGAACAGCGCACGGAAACGCCGUUUACCUUCCUGCUGGAGUGGUACCUAUUUAUCUACUUGCACUUUGACGUGCUUUCGAACUGCUAGGUUGGCAGGAGCAGGGACCGAGCAACGGGAGCUCACCCCGUCGCGGGGAUUUGAACCACCGACCUUCUGAUCGGCAAGUCCUAGGCUCUGUGGUUUAACCCACAGCGCCACCCGGGUCUCUAAAAAAGAAGAGGGGGAAAAAGUUCUUAGUACUUUCCAAAAAAAGGAAAACAAUAAAAUUGAGCAAAUCAAAUCAAAAGGUCAUGCACAACAUAGAGAAACCCCAGCUGGCCAGUUUGGCCCUUAGUGGGCAGAGAGGAGCACCGGGCUGGGCCUCACUGGGGGAUCGCCUGGUUCACACCCCCUACUGGCACCGCCUCACACUACGCCCCUGCUUGUAACUCAUACUGUUCCUUGGGAUUCCUUGCCAGGUCUUCAUAUAUCGCCUGUUCUGGAAGAGCAGAGACCGGCCCCGAAGGAUCCGCAUGGAGGAUAUUAAGAAGGCCUUUCCUUCCCACUCAGAGAGCAGCAUCCGCAAGCGGCUGAAGCUCUGCGCAGACUUCAAGCGCACAGGUAGGCUUUGCUAACUUUGCGGUGUCAUGCAAGUGCCCCGUUCCGCCGAGGUGGCCAGUCGCUGAGCGUAGCAUCGUUUUUCUGAGAAGGGGCCACAUCUCGGCAUUCAAGCGCCUUCAUUGCCAGCAGAAGGUCCUGUGUUUUGUCUCUGCCACGAGUGCUGUAACUGCAAUGCCUUCCGACACUUCCCACAUCUGAAAUUUCGUCUGCUUGCUGGUCCUGCUCUUGGGACUAUGAGAGGAGGGAGGGAAUAUUUCCUAGCCUGUCUUAUUGGGGACCCCUGCCUUUUUCAGGGAUGGACUCGAACUGGUGGGUUCUAAAGCCAGAUUUCCGACUCCCCACCGAAGAGGAGAUUAGAGCGAUGGUGUCUCCAGAGCAGUGCUGUGCCUAUUACAGCAUGAUCUCUGCUGAGCAGCGCUUGAAGGUGAGCCUAUGCCUUUUGUGAAUUUCCCCAGUCCUUCUUGGUUGCUUGCUUUUGCGCUUUGCAAGGUAUUUUGAGAGCUGCAAGGCCAUCUUCCUCCUGCCAAUCUCCACCAGUGGGAGAAUCAUAAAGGCAAAGUACCGUACUUUUCUGUGUAUGAGACUAGGUUUUUUUUCUUUUAAAAAUUAUGCUAAAAAGUGGGAGUCGUCUUAUACAUGGAUAGCGCAUAGGGUUGACGUUUGAUUGGUUGCUGCGUCAAGGGCUGGUUUUCCCCCCCCUAUAAUUAAUUUUUAUUCAGUUUCCAAUAUACAUUCCAUCCGUUUUUUACGUCCAUUUCUAACAUCUACCUCUUUUAGACUUCCCCCAGCCUAUCUGACAAUUUCCAUAUUAUCACAAUUACUCGCAUUUCUUAAAUUUAUAUUGCGCUUUAACAAUCUUAGUCUUAUCAUCUCUUUUAAGCAACAUUUCUAUCAAUCAUUUUCACAGAGCUUCUUGAAAGCCAACAAGCGUUAAUUGGUCCUCACAUACAUUUUUGAUAUACUCUGUAAAUUUAUUCAAGGGCUGGUGUUGAUUGGGUGACGCUGUGGCAGUUGGGCAGGCGAUUGGCAGGUUCUGUUGGCAAGGGGACAGAUGAGAGCUGGAUUUUGCGCCGCAUGCGGUUGAGUGAUUUUUGGCAAUCCCCCCUAAAAAAAGCUCAACAACUCAGAGCCAUCUCCCCCCAUUUUCUUAAAUUUGAGUCCCUCAAAAUAGGACCGUCUUAUUCAUGGGGGUGUCUUAUACACAGAAAAGUACAGUACAUGUUGCAGAACCUGGUCAGCGGUGGUGCAGUGGUCAGAAUGUCAGACUAGGACCUGGGAAACAGGGGUUCAAAUCCCCUUCUCAGCCAUGCAGCUCAUUAGGUGACUUUGGGCCGGUCACUGCCUCUCAACCUAAUCUACCUCACAGGGCUGUUGUGAGCUCCUUGGAGAAAAAAAAUGGGAUAUAAAUGCAGUAAACAAAUAAACCUUAAACGCAUCCUAAAUAAACAAUACCGUAUUGGCCUGAAUAUAAGCUGCACCCGUAAGUAAGCCACACCUUUAAAAUUUGGAGGCUUGGGAGCUGCGGGUGGGUGGGCUGGGCGCUGUUGCCUUAUGCUCCUGGACUGCUUCCUGGGGGGUGGGAGUCGCGAAUAUAAGCCGCACUUGAAUGUUUCAUGAUCGGAGUUUGGAAAAAAAGUGUGGCUUAUAUUCAGGCCAAUACGGUAAAUAAAUUUCUUGUUAAGUAGACUAGCCCAAGGGAGUAGAUGAUCCUGUGUCCUCAACUGUCCACCCUGGAGUGUUGUGGACUGACUAGAUGCAAGGGGGGGGGUGGCACUAGUUUGUGAGCCCCCAAGGGAAAGAAGGCUCAGAACCAGGGGAAUGGUGGUGGGGCGACAAUGAGUGGUCAGGGAGGAGGUGGUGUUGGAAACUUGAAGAGGCAAGCGAGUUUAGUGAGAAGGAAGGUGGGACAGAGAGCAGGUCAGAGACAGUUUGUUGAGGAGCGGAAAGCAAAGUAGAGGCAAGCUGCUGAAGAAGCCAGGGAGUCUCCCCCUCCUGUUGCAACCAGCUCCUAUUCCCCCAGGUUUCCAAAACAUGCAGAUAAAUGAAAAGAACAGAGUAGAAAUUGGUUGUAUGCAGAGGCACUUUGGGAAAGACGCUGGAGAGGAGGAGCCUAAGAGUGUGGUGGGAAGGCAGGGACUUUGAAGUUCUUGCGACUGCCUCAUUGUAUUAAGACCUGGGACUCAGCUAGAUUGGCAAAGAAAAAGCGUUCUAUAUGCAUUGUAUAAGCGAUAUAACACUGACACCAGAUGGUGUUGUGGAGUCCCGUCUUUCCUCCCCGGAUUUCCCUGUAUGAAUCUACAAUGCAUUUAACUGAAUCGCUUCUUUGAUGUGCCUAGAUCUAGUCUUACUGGGACCACUAGGCCUGCACUGUUUUGGUUUCUUUGAAUGAAGAGUUAACUGCACAGACAGCGUGGUUGUUGUUGUUUUUCAUUGCUGACCUACGCUUGACUCCAGCUCCUGACAUUCACCUGGCAUAUGGGGGUGUCCCACAUGACUCAGAAAAUUGCUUCCUAACCCUCUCUUUCCUCAGGACGCAGGUUAUGGAGAGAAAUCCUUCUUUGCCCCAGAAGAAGAAAACGAGGAGGACUUCCAGAUGAAGAUAGAUGAUGAGGUACAACUGGUGGUAUCCAGGGUGCAAUAGGGGCCCGUGGGUGCUAGGCCACUGGGGAAGUGGUAAAUGUUCUCAGGUGGAGAUAAUCUCUUCUCACGGCCUCGGUUGCGCAAGCCUGGAGUGACAUGGCUCCCCCUCCCCUUCCUCUCAGGUCCGCACAGCUCCCUGGAACACCACACGGGCCUUCAUUGCAGCCAUGAAGGGGAAAUGUCUCUUGGAAGUGACGGGAGUGGCAGACCCUACGGGAUGCGGAGAAGGCUUCUCCUACGUGAAGAUCCCAAACAAGCCAACGCAGCAGAAAGUAAGUGGAAGGGCCAGGUUAGAAAAGUGUGGAGCAAGGGCCCAUGGUUGUGCGGCAGGUGCUUAGGAGCCGCCUCUUUCUGUUGCUUCCUCCUCUGAUUUGCCGGUGAGGAAGGGAGAAGAAGAUGAGCUUUCCUAUUCUGCCCCCUGAGGUAGUUAGGGGUUAGAUAAUGUUAUGAGGGGCGCGGGUGGUGCUGUGGGUUAAACCACAGAGCCUAGGGCUUGCUGAUCAGAAGGUCGGCGGUUCGAAUCCCUGUGACGGGGUGAGCUCCUGUUGCUCAGUCCCAGCUCCUGCCAACCUAGCAGUUUGAAAGCACGUCAAAGUGCAAGUAGAUAAAUAGGUACCACUCCAGCGGGAAGGUAAACGGCGUUUCCAUGCGCUGCUCUGGUUCUCCAGAAGCGGCUUAGUCAUGCUGGCCACAUGACCCGGAAGCUGUGUGCUGGCUCCCUCGGCCAAUAAAGCGAGAUGAGCGCCGCAACCCCAGAGUCGGCCACGACUGGACCUAAUGGUCAGGGGUCCCUUUACCUUUAAGGUUAAGGAGGUGGCUAGUUUCCUUUGAAGGUGGCUGAGUUUCCAUUGAAAUGAGGCUGCAUUUUAAUUUUAAUGUUUUAAUGUUGUAUUUUAAUCUUGUUUUUAAGUUCUAUUUCAAUCAAUUCGUUUUUAUAUCGGUUGUUAGUCGCCCUGAGCCUGGUCUUGGCUGGGGAGGGCGGGGUAUAAAUAAAAAUUAUUAUCAUUAUUAUUAUUAUUAUUACUAUUAUUAGUCCUGAAGCACGUUUCCUUCCCCAAGCUCUUUGCCCAGGCCUGGGAAGUGGGAGGGUAACUGGAUGGGACUCUGACAGGAAGAGUCCUGCUCUCCUUCUCCUUCAAGCAGGACGACAAGGAGCCUCAGCCGGUGAAGAAGACGGUGACUGGGACGGACGCGGACCUGCGGCGCCUGUCGCUCAAAAACGCCAAGCAGCUUCUGCGCAAGUUUGGCGUUCCCGAGGAGGAGGUGAGUAGGCGCUAUCUCAGGCUUGUGCCCGGACCCUCCCCUCAGCGGUCUUUUUCACUCAGCCAAUCUCUCUCUGCAGAUCAAGAAGCUCUCCCGCUGGGAGGUGAUCGACGUCGUGCGCACCAUGUCCACGGAGCAGGCUCGCUCGGGUGAAACUCCGAUGAGCAAAUUUGCCCGCGGGUCUCGCUUCUCCGUGGCGGAGCACCAGGAGAGGUACAAGGAGGAGUGCCAGCGCAUCUUUGACCUGCAGAACAAGUGAGUUUCUUUGGCCUGUACCACGGGCAUGUGACCUUUUCUGCCAUGCUUCCCCUACCCAUCCUUCUACCAGUCAGUGUUGUCAGUCCUGAGAUAGAUGGACCAGUGUCUUGACUAUGAACCAGAAAAACCUUUAUUUGCACCAGCCACUAGCCACGGCAAUAAAACAAAAUGUGCUAAAGACAGAGGUAAAAAUUUAACCAUGCAAAAUACAUAUUGGAGGUUUACAUCAAUAAUCCAAUAAUAGAUCUUAUUCUAAUUGCUGCCACUAAAAACCUUGCAGUUUUUGCUGACGCCUGAUCAUCAUCAUCAUUAUUUUAUUUGUAUGCCGCCUCUCCACAGUUAAAAACAGUGCUCAAGGCGGCUUACAACAUGACAAGAUUUACUUAAUUACAAAAGUCAUAAUAAAUAAACCACAUAAAAAAAAAAUACACAACCAAAUGGAAAACAAUUUCCACAUAAAUAAAAAUCUAAAACUAAGAAUACAGCAUUAAUAAUGACAUAGGUAAAAAAUAACAGCAAUUUAAAACCAAAAAACCAAAAACGGAGCCCUCCCUGUCCAGCAGCAGCGGCAGCAGUCCUUUAUGGAGCCCGUCAGGCCCCGCCCUAGGCCAGGUGGUGAGUGGCAGGGCGGGGGCCCCGCUGAGCAGGGUCUUGGUCUUUUAAAAGAAAGGAUGCAGUAGCAAUGGUUGAAUGACCCGGCAUGGACAAUAAUAGAGGGGUGAUAACCUCACUCCUCAAAUCUUUACGAAGAGUGCCGACCAGAAGCAGGUGAGCCACUGACUCAAUCAGUGUCCACAUGGACAUAACUGUUUCUCCAGUGGAAGUUUUUGAAAUCAACCCUCAAGUACAGCCGAAGGCAGUAUAUUCAUUCUUGCAAAAGUGAAGGCGCGUCUGUACAGUGGUGCCCCGCAAGACGAAUGCCUCGCAAGACGAAAAACUCGCUAGACGAAAGGGUUUUCCGUUUUUUGAGUCGUUCCGCAAGACGAAUUUCCCUAUGGGCUUGCUUCGCAAGACGAAACGUCUUGCGAGUUCUUGCGAGUUUGUUUCCUUUUUCUUAAAGCCGCUAAGCCGUUAAAAGCCGCUAAGCCACUAAUAGCUGUGCUUCGCAAGACGAAAAAACCGCAAGACGAAGAGACUCGCGGAACGGAUUAAUUUCGUCUUGCGAGGCACCACUGUAUUUUGGAAUUGUUAAAUUUUGCAAAUAGGGUGCCAAAGUGUCUGUUCUGGCUAUGCUUUAGGCCGCUUUCGGUGUCCUAGUGUGUAUAGGAGAGUCACCAGGGCUCUGUGGUUGUGACUCCUUGAAAGCCGCUGCGAUGCUUGUGUUUCCGCCCUCCUGUUUGCGGCCCAGUGCCUUACAUGCUACAAACCCAAAGAGGUUGACCCCGGUGGUGGUUUUCUUCUUCAGGGUCCUAGAGUCUACGGAGAUCUUAUCCACGGACACCGACAGCAGCUCUGCGGAGGACAGCGACUUUGAGGAGAUGGGGAAGAACAUUGAGAACAUGCUCCAGAACAAGAAGACCAGCUCCCAGCUGUCGCGGGAGAGGGAGGAGCAGGAGCGGAAGGAACUGCAGAGGAUGCUGAUGGGAGAGGACAGCAUCAACGAGAAGGAGAGGGGCAAGAAAGACAGGAAGGACAAGAAAGGGCUCUGUGAGUGCCUGGCAGGGGCAGGAAGGUCCCCAGAUAGGGGGCAGCUCUGGGAUCCAGCUAUAGUCUUAAUGCAGCAGCAGCUGUGGCAUUCCUGGUGUUCUUGGACUCCAACUCCCAGCAUCCUUUGCCAGUAUGGCCCAAUCCUCAGGGAUGAUGGGAGUUGUGGUCCAGAUAUAAAGUAAAGGUAAAGGACCCCUGACAGUUAAGUCCAGUCGCGGACGACUCUGGGGUUGCGGUGCUCAUCUCGCUUUACUGGCUGAGGAAGCCGACGUUUGUCCGCAGACAGUUUUUCCAGGUCAUGUGGCCAGCAUGACUAAGCUGCUGCUGCCGAAACGGAGAUGCCGUUUACCUUCCCGUCGCAGUGGCACCUAUUUAUCUACUUCCACUAGUGUGCUUUUGAACUGCUGGGUUGGCAGGAGCUGGGACCGAGCAACAGGAGCCCACCCCGUUGCGGGGAUUCGAACCACCAACCUUCUGAUCGGCAACCCCUAGGUUCAGUGGUUUAGACCACAGGGCCACCAACGUCCAGAUAUAGCUAUAGCUAUAUAUAGCGGUACCUCGGGUUAAGUACUUAAUUUGUUCCGGAGGUCCGUUCUUAACCUGAAACUGUUCUUAACCUGAAGCACCACUUUAGCUAAUGGGGCCUCCUGCUGCCGCGGCGCUGCCGGAGCACGAUUUCUGUUCUCAUCCUGAAGCAAAGUUCUUAACCCGAGGUACUAUUUCUGGGUUAGCGGAGUCUGUAACCUGAAGCGUAUGUAACCCGAGAUACCACUGUAUAGCUCUCUCUCUCUCUUUCUCUUUUGUGCAUGUGUGUGUACACAGAGAAACUAAACAAAUGCCACAUAACACUGGGAUAGUCCAGAGGGCUUCUUCAGAUGGUGGGCAGUGUAUAAGGGACAUAGUAUUUAGGUCUUUGGGCAUUUAAGGCUUAUAGAGAAAGGGAACUUGGACAGUGGGAACGAGAGCUUGCUGAAGGUGCUCUCCUGGGGUGCACAUUGCUUAAAAGGUGCAUGGUUUAAUGGGGGGGUGGUGGCGGUUCCUGUGUGCUCUCUGCUGGACGUCCAGUCCCGAGGUCUGCCUUUGCCCCUUCCCAUUGGAUACUGGAGACACUAGGCAUUUCGGUUUCCGCAUGGAGAACUCACCGCCUUGGCUUGUCCCCUCGGCAACGCAGCCCGUGUUUUUCCUUGCAGCCUCCACCCCUGGCAGCCUGGGAGGGUCUCACAAAGAUGACGACACAGCUUCUGUGACCAGCCUGAACUCCUCCGCCACGGGCCGCCGCUUGAAAAUCUACCGCACUUUCCGCGACGAGGACGGGAAGGAGUACGUGAGGUGCGAGACGGUCCGCAAGCCCGCAGUCAUCGAUGCCUACAGCAGGAUACGGACAACCAAGGAUGAUGAGUUCAUGUAAGGGCAUUCCAGAGACGCUGCUUUCCUCUUGGGAGUGACAUGUCGAUAGGGUGGGAAUCUCCUUGCCAAAGGAGAGUGGCGAGAGGCCAGAAAACGUGCAGUUUGUUUAUAUUUGUUCCUUAAAAAAAAAAGUUGCAUCCUGCCUUCGUGUCUUUUUCUACUUGGAAAAAAAUACACACGGGCAGGAUACAGCAAAUAAGAAAAUAUGGAACCAGCACAAGGAGUCAGGCAGAGUGAAUCAAAUUGGGCAGCAGCCAACAUUGUAGUCCAGAGGUGAGGAAUCUGUGGCCCCAUCAGAUGUUGUUGGACUCCAAAUCCCAUCAGCCCUAGCGGGCAUAGCCAGUGGUCAAGGAUGAUGGGAGCUGUAGUCCAGCAACAUCUGAAAAGCCCAUAUGCCUAGUUUUUGUUUAUCUGUGUGCCUUAAUGCUUAGUGGCCGGCCCUACCGUUAGGCCAGGGAAGCCUGUGGUCAUCUGGAAGCUGCUGGCUAUACACAGCUCCCAUCAGGGCUUGCCAGCAGAGCCAAUUGUCUGGGAUGAUGGGAGGUUGAGUCCCACAACAUCAAAUUCCCUCGCCUUUGUGUUUCCAGCCGGAAGUUUGCCCUCUUUGACGAGCAGCACCGGGAGGAGAUGCGGAAAGAGAGGCGCCGGAUCCAGGAGCAGCUGCGGCGGCUCAAACGAAACCAAGAGAAGGAGAAGCUGAAGGGUCCUCCUGAGAAGAAGCCCAAGAAGAUGAAGGAGCGGACAGACCUUAAGGUAAGCUGUCUCUCUUGAAAACUUUGGCUGCCUCUGGGUCCUUCUCUUGUGGUCUUUAAAUUUUAAAAUAGGGACGCAGGUGGUGCUAUGGGUUAAACCACAGAGCCUAGGGCUUGCCAAUCAGAAGGUUGGCUGUUCGAAUCCCCGCGACGGGGUGAGCUCCCGUUGCUCGGUCCCUGCUCCUGCCAACCUAGCAGUUUGAAAGCACGUCAAAGGGCAAGUAGAUAAAUAGGUACUGCUCCGGCGGGAAGGUAAACAGCGUUUCCAUGUGCCGCUCUGGUUCACCAGAAGCGGUUUAGUCAUGCUGGCCACAUGAUCUGGAAGCUGUACGCCAGCUCCCUCGGCCAAUAAAGCGAGAUCAGCGCCGCAACCCCAGAGUCGUCCGCGACUGGACCUAAUGGUCAGGGGUCCCUUUACCUUAACCAGCUGUUGUGUUUGUGGAAGAAAAGUAAGCAUGCAUGGCAGCAUCUCAGAAACCAGAGUGUGGGCCUUAACAGGUGGUGCUUGGUGGUGUUAUCCUGUUCUUGCCCCCUCCUCAAAGUCUUGCAGGAGCAGCAUAAAUUCUGCAAGGAAGGAAAUGUGUAGCCCAGCUUAGUUGAGAGACUUUGUUGAAUUUAGAUUGCAUAGCUGCAGAAUUCAUAUAUUUUUUUUAAAAAAUCCCAGAAUGGUAGCCAUGCAGCUAAAUUUUUUUUUACUGUGGCACCUUAAGACUAACACAUUUUAUUAAGGCAUAAAAUAUUGUGGGCACAAACCCCCUUUGUCAAAAGCAUUAGGUGAAAGUUGGCAGUAAGAAAGCAAAAAUUGUAAUAAGUUUCAACUCUAGUUUAUCACAGACUAGUUUUUUUUGCAUCUCCUUGCCAUUCGGCUCCCACCUUAAAAGUCUCUCCUUUAUCUACCUCCCAGCUAAGAACUCCAUGCCACUGACAGGGUGAUCUUGAAUCCACAAAAGAUGACAGCAUAAUAAAUUUGUUAGUCUUUAAGUGUGCCGCAGGACUCUUUAAUUUUUUUAGCUACACGGCUACCUAUCUGGGAUUUCCUUCCCCUAAAUCUGGAUUCUGCAGCUAUGCAACUUAGUAUGUACACAAUUUAGCUUUAAGCUGCUUCUGUGUUGCUGGUGGUGCAGUUGAUGAAAGCCCUGCCUGUGUCCCUUGAGAAAUCUCCCCCCUUUUUUUUUGCUUCUGGAGUCAAGCCGUCACCCCAUUGCUUUUGCUUGCAGUUAAAGUGUGGCGCUUGCGGUGCCAUUGGCCACAUGCGGACCAACAAAUUCUGCCCCCUCUACUACCAAACCAACGCUCCGCCCUCCAACCCCGUUGCCAUGACGGAGGAGCAGGAGGAGGAGCUGGAGAAGACCGUCAUCCCCAACGAUAACGAGGAGCUGAUCAAAGUGGAGGGGACCAAGAUCGUCUUGGGGAAGCAGCUCAUCGAGAGGUGAGAGGCGUUUGACAUCAUCUCACAGAUAGGGGAGUCUUCUGGAUCAGGGCCAUAGCCCAUCUAGUCCAAGCAUCCUAAUCUCACAGUGGGGACCCAAAAGUCUGUGGGAAGCGGGUGGCGCUGUGGGUUAAACCACAGAGCCUAGGACUUGCCGAUCAGAAGGUCGGCGGUUCGAAUCCCUGCGACGGGGUGAGCUCCCGUUGCUCGGUCCCUGCUCCUGCCAACCUAGCAGUUCGAAAGCACAUCAGAGUACAAGUAGAUAAAUAGGUACUGCUCUGGUGGAAAGGUAAAUGGCGUUUCCGUGUGCCGCUCUGGUUCGCCAGAAGCGGCUUAGUCAUGCUGGCCACAUGACUCGGAAGCUGUACGCCGGCUCCCUCGGCCAAUAAAGCGAGAUGAGCCCCAGAGUCGGCCACGACUGGACCUAAUGGUCAGGGAUCCCUUUACCUUACCUUUUAUUCAGAAGCAUUACUGGUCAUAUCCAUUGUGGUUUGUAGCCAUUGACAGAGCACCACCGUCAUGCGGUCUCCUGUGGGAGCAAGUUCCAUACUUUAACUAUGCGUUGCAGGAAUAAAUGCCAAAUCUUCCACCAUUCAGCUUCAUUGAAUGGCCACAAUUUCUACUGUUACCAGAGAGGAGCAAAAACUUUCUCCUAUGCCAGUGGUUUUUAACCUUUUUGAGUCCACAUCUCCCUUGACCAAUCAUUCUUUCUGCGGCUCCCCUCCGGAAGCCACUUACCCUGGGGUUCCUUUGCAGUAAGUGGGGAUUUCUCGUUCUGCUUCUGCCCUGCUCCUUUCUGGCACCCUUCUGGGCACGCAGGUAACUGCCCUAAGUAGAAUAACAGGGUUGUGUCCUGUGUUCAUCAUAAUCCAGAGCGGACCCAAAGAAUGAAUAUGCCUCAUUUAGGCUUGUUAAUUUUAGUGGAUCUGCUCCAAGUAGUACUUAGUCGGAAGAGGUCUUUUAGAUCAUCCAGCUCAGGCAUAGGCAAACUCAGCCCUCCAGAUGUUUUGGGACUACAAUUCCCAUCAUUCCUGACCACGGGUCCUGUUAGCUAGGGAUCAUGGGAGUUGUAGGCCAAAAACACCUGGAGGGCCGAGUUGGCCUAUGCCUGAUCGAGCUCAAACGUUUUGCUCAGCAAUGAAUCCGUAAAUGGUAAAACCAUGAAAUGGUGUGACCCGUCAGUCGGGAGCGUUGCAGAGAAGAAAUGCCGUUGCCCAAAGAUCAUCAGCGAAGAUGCCUCAUGGGUCUGUUUGGCAAGGCUGUUCCCAAAAAGAGAAGGCCAUUGGAUAAUUGAAGAGAUGGCUCACAUACCACCCAUUGCACAGGGUGCAAGGCAGUUAACCAGCAAGGUAAAGUAAAAAGAGUCCAAAACACCCAUAAAAUAACAUAAUCCUUUAAAAAUAGCCAUGCAACAGCUCAUAGUAAAGGUAAAGGGACCCCUGACCAUUAGGUCUAGUCGUGACCGACUCUGGGGUUGUGGUGCUCAUCUCGCUUUAUUGGCUGAGGAAGCCGGCAUACAGCUUCCGGGUCAUGUGGCCAGCAUGACUAAGCCACUUCUGGCAAACCAGAGCAGCGCACGGAAACACCGUUUACCUUCCCGCCGGAGCAGUACCUAUUUAUCUACUUGCACUUUUGACGUGCUUUUGAACUGCUAGGUGGGCAGGAGCUGGGACGGAGCAACGGGAGCUCACCCCAUCGCAGGGAUUCGAACCGCCAACCUUCUGAUCGGCAAGUCCUAGACUCUGUGGUUUAACCCACAGCUCAUAACAAGUCACUAAACGUCAAUUACUAAUAGCAGGAGCAGCAACUGGCUGACGCACAAGGUAGAAUUGGUAGCACCUUUGUGAGCUGACCUGUGGUGGGGUUACAGGUCUUCAACUUACAGCUCCUUUGACCCCAGACUAGACCCACUGAAAGAGUAAACGGGCUUCUUGCUGUGCUUUGUGGUUGACUCAGUCCCUCCCAGAGUGGCGGCUAGACGCACCAAAGGAAGAGGGGGGUGCAAGCUUACAGCUCACGUCUCUCCCCUCUCUCCUUGCAGCGCGGAUGAAGUUCGCAGGAAGUCUUUAGUGCUGAAGUUCCCAAAACAGCAGCUCCCACCGAAGAAGAAACGGCGCGUCGGGACCACAGUUCAUUGCGACUACUUGAACGUGAGCCCUUCCCUGACUCUUGUGCUCCUUCCCCCUGCCCACGGUCAGUCUGGGAGACGGUUGCAGGGACACAAGGACAUACUUCAAGCCUCGGUCAGAGGGCCAGUAGGCUGCAAGCUGGCCACAGCUAGGGGGCAAUCCCUCCCCUAAAGAGCAGAGACCAGCUGAAUGCUUGGCGAUGCUCUUUGUCAAGAUCUUUGUGCAAACCUUGGAAGGGUCUUUAGCGCGUCGCUUCUGUCUCUUUCAGCGGCCUCACAAAUCCAUCCACCGGCGUCGCACCGACCCCAUGGUGACUCUGUCCUCUAUCCUGGAAAGCAUUAUCAAUGAGAUGCGAGAUCUUCCCAAUGUAAGACCUCUUUCCCUGCGGGGUUUGAUUUUGGCCUCUUCUCGUUGAAUGUUGCGUGCAGAGGCAAGGCGGCUCUUUGCUUCCCAGGUAUCGGGAGGACCAGCUCCUUGGUUGGAUGGGAACAACAGAAAACCUGAUUUAUGAGAUUUUUUGUACAGGGUUUUGUAGGAGAUUUUCUACAGGGUGUCCAAACUGCCCUUUGUCCAAAGAAUGCAGGGUGGUUCACAAUGUAAAAGUAGAAAAUGAGAACACAAAAUACGUAAGAAAAACAAGGUGAAGAAAAACAAGGUGAAACAAGGUGAUUUUCACCUCGAAGGUGAAAUGUGUAAAACAAAGCUGUCAACGUUUCCCUUUUUUUAAGGGAAAUUCCCUUAUUCCAAAUAGGAUUCCUCACAAGAAAAGGGAAAAGUUGACAGCUAUGGUGUAAAACGUUUCUCAUAGGGAGGAUGCCUGCUUGGAAUGGCUCUGGUAGCCUUUUGGGGCAGGCGGGCUGUUUUCUGCCCUCUGCCUGGCAAGCAAUGCUUUUAUGUUGCUGUACGCAGCCCUGAUACCUUAAGGGAAAGUGGUGUGCAAAGAUGCAAAAGGGAAGCUCACCUUCCUUUCGGGUUUUCCUCUGCUUCUCUCAGACAUAUCCCUUCCACCAGCCUGUUAACGGGAAGGUCGUCAAAGAUUAUUACAAGAUCAUCACGAAGCCAAUGGACCUGCAGACCUUGCGAGAAAACGUCCGCAAACGCCUUUACCCAUCCCGCGAAGAAUUCCGGGAGCAGGUGGAGCUGAUCGUGAAGAACAGUGCCACAUACAAUGGUGAUGGUUAAUUAGUUUUCUUUUUUUAAAAAAUGAAAUAAACACUUCUCUUCUCCUGAGCUCCUUGCAUGAAGUGUCCCAGCCUUAAAACACUAGUCGUGGCAACUGGGGCAGUGACCUGAUGCUCUUCCUGAGGAGGCAAAGGGUGGCUUUUAACUAUUCAUUUGUAAGGCUGCCUGGGACCAAGGAAAUUCCUUCUGAUGUUCACCUGCUUUACGUUGCAACCCAUUUUAUGCUUUAAAGUGCCAUAUUUUUCUCUCUAUAAGACACACUUUUCCCCUCCAAAAAUUAAGGGGAAAUGUGUGUGCGUCUUACAGAGCGAAUGCAGGCUGCGCAGCUAAGCCCAAAGCCAGAACAGGGAGACGGAGUGCUGCGCAGCGCUCCGUCUCACUGUUCUAGCUUGGGGUUAGCUGCGCAAAGCCUCCACAGGGCAGCGGGGUGCCUUCACCCCGCUACCCUGCGGAGGCUACAAACGCUGUCCCCGAAGCCUCAAGCCUUUGGAGUGCAGCAGGUCCUCGCGCUGCGCUCCAAAGGCUUCAGGGAUCUUUGAGGCUGGCGGUGGGGGAAAGCAGCGCAAUGGCUGUGCGCAGCCUUUGCGCUGUUCCCCGACCUGCUCUUUGGGGCUGGCGGUGGGGGAAGCGCUGCCAGCCCCAAAGAGCAGGUUGAAAGGAACCUGAAGCCUCCAGAGCGCAGUGGUAACUCCCGCUGCGCUCAGGAGGCUUUGGGUGAAUGCACCUUGAAUGCACCUUGUUUUAGAGGGGGAGAACGAGAAUUUUUUUCCCCCUGUUCUCCCCCUCCUAUGGUCCGGUGCGUCCUACAGAGUGAAAAAUAUGGUAUUUGUCCUAUCUUCAUUAGGUGUCCAGCUCUUUCCUUGACUGACAGCCUUACAUAUUUGUAGCUUGCCAGCAUAUUUCCUUCCUGCAGUUUCCUGGUUUUCCUCUUCUCUCGGUGUGGCUGAUUUCCUUUCCUCUCCUUGUCCGAUUUAUCAGCAGGAUCGGCACCUACGUUGCCUCGGGUGAUUUUCAGUUAGAACUGAACUAGUCCUUCUGGACUACUUAGGAAGAGCUGUGAUACCUCCUCCUUUUCUUUGGUUCUGUGAUCUCCCUGCAGCUUGCUUUGCCUGUCGCUUCUCAGUCUCCCUCCCACCAAAGGGCAGCCUUUGCCAAUCUGAUGCCUUCCCAGAUCUUUUGGACUACAACUCCCAUCAGUCCCAGACCUUACUGGCUUGGGCUGAUGGGAGUUGCAGUUCCAAAACACCUGGGGGGACACCAGCUGGUUGCAAAAGGGGAGAGUCUGCUCCCUGAGACUCUUGAUGAGUCUGAGUUAGCUCUCCAUGCCACUGGGAGAUGCGACUAACCUAGCCAUAUGGAAUCUUAAACUUCUGAUUCUCCUUUCAACCUAGCAAGGCUCUCAAGGCAGCUCGCAACAGCGGCACCCCACAAUAAAUGUUUCUGUUGUGUGUGUAAUAAACAAAAAUCUGCCCUUAUUCCCUUAUGGGGGACACCAGAGCCCUAUUAGAGUCCUUUGCAGGUUCUCCAUCGGUCAGAGAAAAUAAGAGGACAACCAGAGAAUAUUGAGAAGCAAAGCAGCUUGUAAGCCUGAUCUUUAUUGAGCUGUUGCAACAGGGUGCUCCCCUCACCCGCAAAGGAGAGGAGGAGGACCCACAACCAAGGUGUGCCUGCCCUUAUAUAGACAUUUUAAUUUCCCUGCCCUGGAGCUCAAGACCACCCCUCUAUACAACAUACAUACAUCACAGAAGGGGGGUAACCCAAGACCACCCCCCACAAACAUCAUACCUACAUCACAGAAAAGGUGGUCUACAACAGAAAUUUGAAUGUUAUUGUUUUUUCCUGCCAGGUUAUCUGAUAAUGCCUUAUCUGAUUGCCUUUCGUGGUAGUCUGCCCAUUCCUUUUAGAUGGUGAUUACCCAAUUCCUGAAACAAUGGGAAGGCUCCUCCACUCCCUCCCUCCUUGCAGAGAAAACAUUUGGUCAGUUGAGGAGUCAAAAUGGUUUCAGGGCGGUCUUCCUGUGCUGCUCCAGACAUGUGGUCCACAUAUCUAUGUAUGCGCUUGGUUGGUACAUUUAUGAACAUUAUAUAUAUACACACAAGACCUUAACUUUUUUAUUUCAUGUGUUUGCAGGCCCAAAGCACUCUUUGACACAGAUCUCUCAAGCAAUGCUGGACCUCUGUGACCAAAAAUUAAAAGAGGCAAGUCAGGGUGUGGAGGGAGGGAGAGAUUGCUUGUGGUUUUGCGACCAACGCAGGACUGCUCACAGUGAAAGCCACUCUCCAGGGGGAGACAUUCCUAAUUCUUCCUGGAAAUGCCAAGGAUUGAACUCUGCCAGUGAGCUGUGGUCCUUUCUAGUGUGCAGCCAAUUUUUGGGUGUGCGUGUUAUAAAGGAGUAUGCUGUGAAUCUGUGCGCAUUUCUGUACUUUUGUGUCCCUUUCAGAAGGAAGAUAAACUGGCUCGCUUAGAAAAGGCAAUUAACCCCCUACUGGAUGAUGACGACCAAGUGGCCUUCUCCUUCAUUCUGGACAACAUUGUCACCCAGAAGAUGAUGGCUGUUCCUGAUGUAGGUCUGCCCCGGCAUAUUGUGGUGGUCCCCUUCUGUGGUUUCCAGCAGCUGGCAUUCGGAAACAUUGGUGCCUCCAUCUCUGGAAGGCAGAGCAUAGCCAUUCUGGCUAGCGGCCAUCAAUAGCCCUCUCCCCUAUGAAUUUGUCUAAUUCUUUUUAAAGGCCUGGUGGCCAUCUCUGCCUCCUGUGGGAGCAAGUUCCAGUUUAACUACAUGCUUCCCAUAGAAGUACCGUAUUUUUUGCCCUAUAGGACGUACUUUUUCCCCUCCAAAAAUGAAGGGGAAAUGUGUGUGCGUCCUGUGGGGCGAAUGCAGGCUUUCGCUGAAGCCUGGAGAGCGAGAGGGGUCGGUGCGCACCGACCCCCCUCGCUCUCCAGGCUUUGCACAGCUCUCCGCAAGCCACGGGAGCCCAGCGCCCAGCUCCCACCGCUUGCGGAGAGUUGCCUGCAUGCUGAAGCCUGCGCGCGCUGAGCUCAGCGCGUCCAGGCUUCGUGCAUCUCUCAGCAAGCUGGGCUCCCACGGCUUGCAGAGAGUUGCCUGUUUGGGGGCUGGGGUCGGGGGAAGCUUGGGCUUCCCCCGCCCCAGCCCCACGCCUGGGGGGGAAAUAAUCCCCCCCCUUUAUUCCCCCCGCCAAAAAAACUAGGUGCGCCUUAUGGGACGGUGCGUCCUAUAGGGCGAAAAAUACGGUACUUUCAUCCAACGGCAUUUCCAUGCGCUCUGGUUUCCGUCACAGUGUUCCAUUGUGCCAGAAGCGGCUUAGUCCUGCUGGCCACUUGACCCGGAAAGCUGUCAAACUCCGGCUCCCUUGGCCUGAAAGCGAGACGAGCUCCACACCCCAUAGUUGCCUUUGACUGGAUUUAACCAUUAAUGGGUCCUUUACCCUUUGCUUUUUCUUCUAACAUUCAGCUUCACUGAAUGCCCUAGAGCUAUGAGAGAGGGAGGAAGCCCUUUUUCUAUCCACAUUUCUACACGCUGUGUAAAAUUUUAUUUCAGGCUUCCUCAACCUCAGCCCUCCAGAUGUUUUGAGACUACAGUUCCCAUCAUCCCUGACCACUGGUCCUGCUAGCUAGGGACCAUGGGUGUUGUAGGCCAAAAACAGCUGGAAGGCUGAGGUUGAGGAAGCCUGUUUUAUUUCCUUUUAUAUAUAUAAAAAUUUCUAUCAUGCUAUCUCUUACUUGCCUUUUCUCUAGGCCAAAAAGUCUGGAGUAUUCUUAUCCCUGUAUUUAUUUGGGUUUGGCUAAAAUGGUGUAGCAGACCGCAAGCAAACCACCAGAGGAUUUGGGAUUUGCUGGCAGCUGCAGGAAAUGGGUUGUUUCCUUUAGGUUCAGCUAGGUGUUCUGCAAAAGCCUUCCAGUGUCUCUUGAAGAUGCAUGAAGCCCACAGCUUGUGCCCAUUUAACUUCUGUGCAUUCGGCUGUAUGCGCUUGGCAAUUAAAAAAAGCACCCAUAAAAUAAAAGGGGGUGGGCAUGCAGGGGAAAAGGCUUGGGUAGUCCUACCCACCAUUGCAUCCAAUGUGUUCUGACUGUAUGUGAUUUUGGCUUUGGGCGUGGUUCCUGUAACACAGAUCCCUCGUAAAUUGCGGGUUUCCUGAACCGGAUGCAGUUCACUCUGCAAGAGCGGCUUGCUCAUCAUCUCUCUUGCCCUCUUGUCGCUUGCAGUCUUGGCCCUUCCACCAUCCUGUAAACAAGAAAUUCGUGCCAGAUUAUUACAAAGUCAUUGUCAGCCCGAUGGACCUAGAGACAAUCCGGAAGGUGCGUACUGUGCUUUUACGUUUUACUGCCUUUUGUAAACCACUUAAGAGGUUCUUUUAUGACUGAGCAUCAGAUAGGUUUUGUCGAAUAAGAUAAACAAACCCUUAGCAGCGAAGCAAAGGCCCCGGCUGGCUGGCUGGCUGGCUGUAUUUUAAAUCUUAAAGUACCGAGAAUAGAAACUCAGUAUGGAAAUAUAUGGGCUGAGGGCGAAGUACAGUGGUACCUUGGUUCUCCAACUUAAUCCAUUCUGGAAGUCCGUUCCAAAACCAAAGCGUUCCAAAACUAAGGCGCGCUUUCCCAUAGAAAGUAAUGCAAAAUUGAUUAAUCUGUUCCAGACUUUUAAAAACAACCCGUAAAACAGCAAUUUAACAUGAAUUUUACUAUUUAAUGGGACCAUUGAUCCAUAAAAUGAAAGCAAUAAACAAUGUACUGCAGUCACACAAUCAGUAGCGGAACCGGGUUCCACACAGCCACAAAAACAAAAACGCAAAAUAAAUACAGUGGUGCCUCGCAAGACGAAAUUAAUCCGUUCCGCGAGUCUCUUCGUCUAGCGGUUUUUUCGUCUUGCGAAGCAACCCUAUUAGCGGCUUACCGGAUUAGCGCUAUUAGCGGUUUAGCGGCUAUUAAAGGCUUAGCGGCUUAGCGGCUAAAAGGCGCUAAGCAAGCCCAUAGGGAAAUUCUUCCUGCGAAGCGCAUCGAAAAACGGAAAACCCUUUCGUCUAGCGGGUUUUCCGUCUUGCGAGGCAUUCGUCUUGCGGGGCACCACUGUAGCAAAAACAGCCAGACCCCAGUGUAACACUCAAAAUGGAAGUGCGGUGCUCAAAUUGGAAGCAUAACACUCAAAACGGAGCACAUUCUGCUUCCGAAAAAACUUUGCAAACUGGAACACUUACUUCCGGGUUUGCAGUGUUUGGGUUCCAGGUUGUUUGAGUACCAAGGCGUUUGAGAACCAAGGUACCACUGUCAUUCUGUUUCCUUAGCCUCAGCCACCAGCUGCUGAUUUGGGGGCCAAAAAGUCAUGAGGAGAAAUAAAAAACCCAGAGACAUGUCCUGCCUUUGGAUAACUCUGGCUUGGGUCCUGUUGAGUGUGUGUGUGUGUGUGUGAGAGAGAGAGAGAUGGGGAGCAGCAGCUUCACAUUUGAAAGGAUCCCCAGAAUGCUGAGAUCCUACAACGGGGCGUGAGGAAAGAAGUGGCCCCUAGUUGGCCCGGAGGGGUAAAGGACAUUUUGCAGGCCAGAAUCAAAAGACUUCACACCGACUCCUUAAAGUUCUACACUCCCGCCUUGCCUCCUUUCUGUUCAUUCUAGAACAUUUCCAAACACAAAUACCAGAACCGAGAAGUCUUUCUGGAUGACGUGAACCUGAUCCUUGCCAACAGCAUCAGAUACAACGGUGAGCAACCCCUUGGGCUCUGUGCCACAUCUGUAGCCCGUUGACGCAUGUUUGUGGAGAGUUUUCAGGGCGAGAGCUGAGCCUGACUCCACAUCUCAUGAAGACAUCAAUAAGUCUCUUUUCCUAAAACGUGGCUGGGUCCCUUGAUGAAAGUUGCUUCUUCCUUCUGGCCGCUCUCCUGUUACGCUUCUUUAGCUCCUGGGGCCCAUUCGUACUCUGUGAGUAGGCACAAACAGGACAGAGGGAUAACUUAUUCCAAAGCCUCGGGGCUCUAAUCUGUCUUCCCCCAAAGCAAUGUAUUUAUCGGUCCUCCGAGAUCAAUUUUGGUGACAGUAGCAAAAGCUGGGGAGGUGGAAAGCUUUAACUCCCUCCACUCAACCCAGUGCCCUGGCGGGGAUGUAGCUUACUCUCCCCACCCCCCAUCAUCAGAUUGAUAAUUUGAUGCAUGUGAAAGGGGGGGGGACCCCUUUCAGCCAGCUGUUGGGAGGAGCUGCAUGUCUGGUGUGUGUGCAAGAAUGUGCAAAAGACCACAUCCACUACAGGCAAACCAUCCCUGGAGGAUUAGCAAGAAAACCAAGAAACAUGAGCUGCCCCUGGAAGAGGGGACGGGUUUUACUUAAAUCUCAAGGGCUAUUAGGACCCUCGUACCUACGGGACCGCCUCUCCCGGUAUGCCCCACGGAGAGCCUCAAGGUCCAUAAAUAGCAACACCCUAGAGGUCCCGGGCCCUAAGGAAGUUAGAUUGGCUUCAACCAGAGCCAGGGCCUUUUCAACACUGGCUCCGGCCUGGUGAAACGCUCUGCCUCAUGAGACCAGGGCCCUGCAGGAUCUGAUUUCUUUCCGCAGGGCUUGUAAGACAGAGUUGUUCCGCCUAGCCUUUGGCUUGGAGCCAGUUUGAUUCCCUCCCUCUCUUUUUUCCUUUCCUUCUCCUCCUGCGAUGAGGCUACAUUUUAAUAUUUUAAUGUUUCAAUAUUUUAAUGUUGUAUUUUAAUUUUGUUUUUAAGUUGUAAUGAUUCAACUUGUUUUUAUUAUUGCUUGUAAGCCGCUCUGAGCCCGGCCUUGGCUGGGGAGGGCGGGGUAUAAAUAAAAAUUAUUAUUAUUAUUAUUAUUAUUAUUAUUAUUAUUAUUAUUAUUUAAGUGUGCUGUGGGGCAGGGCAGAUUCAGGAGUCCUACAGGGCCAGAGCUCAAGGAGAUCUUGUAAAUUUUGGCUGGCUGAGACAAGCAGCUUCCCAGGAAAAGAGUCCUUGAAAGAUAUCACUCUCAGUUGCCACAGUUGCACACUGGCAAAGCUUUGGAAAGCUCUAGGUGUGUACAGUGAGUGGUACCUCUGGAUGUGAACAGGAUCCGGCCCUGUUCACAUCCUGAAGCGAACGCAACCCGCACCUGCACGUCACGAUUCACCUCGUCUGCGCAUACGCGUGACGUCAUUUUGAGCCUCUGCGCGAGCAGCGAAACCUGGAAGUAAUGCGUUCUGUUACUUCCGGGUCGCCGCAGAGCGCAACCCAAAAACGCUCAAUCCGAAGCAUGACUGUAUCGCAAAAGCAGUACUUACCUGUAUCUCUGCUUCCUUGAAAUGAAGAGGGCCAUGGGAACUAGUGGCUUUCUCCUGGGCUCAGGUAUCAGCGGGCCAGCACUAAGGAGAUGUGGUUUUUUCCUUUGUUUUUCCCCAUUUCAGGGCCUGACAGCCAAUACACAAAAACAGCUCAGGAGAUUGUGAACAUCUGCUACCAGACGCUGGCAGAGGUAAGUGGCCCAGCAAGCUGAGCCUGCCAAGGACCGCUUUGAAUUCUCGACAGCCUCCGCAAACGCUUCUCUCUCUCUGUUCGCUCCUUCAGUAUGAUGAGCACCUGACCCAGCUGGAGAGGGAUAUCUGCACUGCCAAAGAAGCGGCCUUAGAGGAGGCAGAUCUGGAAAGCCUUGACCCGAUGACCCCUGGGCCCUACACUCCCCAGGUGAGGCUCCCCACCAAAGCUUUUUCCCAGGACCCCCUUUUGCUCUCAAAUGCUGUGGCCCGAGCAUGGGGUGCGGCUGCAGCAGAAGAUUGUGCAUGCUUGUGGAAAGGGUUUGUUUUAUUAGAUUUCUGAGCCACAGGCUUGGCCUAGUAGCACCGGGAGGCGUCUGGUUGGGAAGGAGCCUUUGGGAGAGACUGUUGUUCUGCUAAACCAGUUCUCUCCAGCAGCUUAGACAGGGAGGAGAUUCUCCUAUCACCAGCUCCUUUUUUAAACUGGAGAGGCCAGAGAUUGAAUCUGGAAUUGGUGGCAUACAAAGCAUGCUAAAGGUAAAGGGACCCCUGACCAUUAGGUCCAGUCGUGGCCGACUCUGGGGUUGCGGCACUCAUCUCGCUUUAUUGGCCGAGGGUGCCGGCGUACAGCUUCUGGGUCAUGUGGCCAGCAUGACUAAGCCGCUUCUGGCGAUCCAGAGCAGCACACGGAAACCCUGUUUACUUUCCCGCCGGAGUGGUACCUAUUUAUCUACUUGCACUUUGACGUGCUUUCAAACUACUAGGUUGGCAGGAGCAGGGACCAAGCAACGGGAGCUCACCCCGUCGCGGGGAUUCGAACCGUCGACCUUCUGAUCAGCAAGUCCUAGGCUCUGUGGUUUGACCCACAGCGCCACCCGCGUCCCGCAAAGCAUGCUAGUGAACCGCUAUCCCUUUCACAUUGCUCAAUCCCUUUCAUAUUGUUCAAUCCCUGGCACCCCCAUUUUUUAAAAAAGUGGGGGUGGGGCUCAGAUAGCAGCUGAUGGGAAAUAUAUCGGCAGCAGGCCUGGGCGAUAUGUUGAUAUAUCACAUAUACAGUGGUACCUCGGUUUACGAACUUAAUCCGUUCCUGAAGUCCGUUCUUAAACCGAAACCUUUCUUAAACUGAGGUGCGCUUUUCCUAAUGAGGCCUCCCGCCGCCAGUGCCCUUCCAACGUUCAGAUUCCUUUCUUAGACUGAGGUAAAGUUCUCAAACCGGGACACUAUUUCCAGUUUUGAGGAGUUCGUAAACCGAAUCGUUCUUAAACAGGACUGUUCUUAAACUGAGGUACCACUGUAUUUCCCAGCACCGGAAUGAGGGACUAACCGCAAUGGUGGUUUCACUCAGCGGUAUAUCGCUAGUGAAACCGCCACCGCUCCCGAGUCCCUCCAGCGCUCAGCGUGCCGAGGGAGAAACAAACUGCAGCCGGGCGCUGGAGGCAGAGGGACUCGGGAGCCACGGUGGUUUCACCAGCGAUAUGCCACUGAGUGAAACCGCCACUGUCGGUCCCUCGUGCCAGCGGAGGGGGAGAAACAAGGCGCCAAUACAGCUUGUUUCUCCCUCCGCGUCUUUAUACUGGCUGAGGAGAGCGCAGCUGCCCUCGCCUCAGCCAAGCUGAGCCGCCACCGGUUCGCACGAGCCAUCGGCUGGCGGGGACGGGCACCAUUAAACUGCUCCCGCUCCCUCAGCUGUGCAAGCAGGAGAAGGACUUGGGCUCCCUCAGCUGGGGAGGGGGGCAAGCAAGCAAGCAAGCAAGCGGCUUCUUCAAGAAGAAGGAGGUUGCUUGCUUGCCCCCUUCCUCUUGCCAGUGAAAGAGCUCUGCCGACCGAACCUGUCAGGGCUCCCUCCGUCUUGGGGAGUGGUCUGGCUCGCUCAGCUGUCGGGUAAAAAAGCCUCAGCUCCUGCAGUGAGAGCUGCAACGGUUUCACUCAGCACCUGAAGGACUGGGGCCAACACAGCUUUUCUCAACGCCAGUGUUUGGUUGGUGAUACACCACGGUGUUGAAAGCCUAUUAUCGCCCUGCCCUACUCUGCAACUAAGACCAGCUGGACACAGUGGUCUUGUACAGUGUUUCCCAAAGAGGUCUCCAGUUGUUUUUGGACUACAGUUCCCUCCAUCCCUUGCUAGCAAGACCAGUGGUCAGGGAUGAUGGGAAUUGUAGUCUGAAAACAGCUGGACACCCAAGGUUGGGAAACGCUUGUCUAGAUGGAGAAAUAUUCUGACCUAUUAUUGUAAGUCAACUGGUGUUAUCCCGAUGGCACUUUGAAAGUGGCUGGAUUUCAUGGGCUUGAUUCAACUAAACGUGCUUGCAGGAGCUGCCACAGUACUCCCAAGCACCCUUGUACAAGGUCCAUUUCUGUAUCUUGGCCAAGCACAAUAGAGGCACCUGCUCUUAUUUGCUUGGACUACUGCAAUGUGCUCCAUGUGGGGCUACCUUUGAAGGUGACCCGGAAACUACAACUAAUCCAGAAUGCGGCAGCUAGACUGGUGACUGGGGGCGGCCACCGAGACCAUACAACACCGGUCCUGAAAGACCUACAUUGGCUCCCAGUACAUUUCCGAGCACAUGGUGGUGUUGACCUUUAAAGCCCUAAAUGGCCUCAGCCCAGUAUACCUGAAGGAGCGUCUCCACCCCCAUCGUUCUGCCCGGAUGCUGAGGUCCAGCGCCCAGGGCCUUCUGGCAGUUCCCUCAUUGAGAGAAGCCAAGCUACAGGGAACCAGGCAGUGGGCCUUCUCGGUAGUGGCGCCCGCCCUGUGGAACGCCCUCCCAUCAGAUGUCAAAGAGAUAAACAACUACCUGACAUUCAGAAGACGUCUUAAGGCAGCCCUGUUCAGGGAAGUUUUUAAUGUGUGACAUCUUAGUGUAUUUUUGGUCUUUGUGGAAGCCGCCCAGAGUGGCUGGGGAAACCACUCAGUGGGCGAGGUAUAAAUAAUAAAUUAUUAUUAUUAUUAUAUAUUAUAUUAUUAUAAUUUGCAAUGGCCUAGCAGUCCUCCUGCUUCCUUGCAGCAUGGCCAAACUGGGUGUUGGGUUGACCAACAGACAGUGCAUUGCAGGUUGAGUCAAUUUCCCCAUCCUCCUUUUGUCCUCUCUAUUCUGCCCUCUUUUCCUCCUGACAAGGGUUGUUGCUGUCUCUUUCCUUCUACUGAACUCCAUAUAAGCUUUUUGUAUCUGAAACCAGAUAGCAUACAAUCCCACAAUACCUGCUUCCAUAGCAGUAGGCACCUAUUUCAUCCCUGCCUGACCUUUGGUGUGUGUGUUGCAUAUUGGAAUCUGUUACCCGUUUCCCUAUUGCUUCUGGGUUUUUCCCGUGAGAAAGGGGAUGAAAUCUCCAGUCAUUUACUAUAGAGAGAACCACAGUCAGUAAAGGAGGGCAGGAGCCAUUACCAAACCGCUAAGAAAUUCUGAUUUCUUCUUUUCAAACGUACUCCAGCCGCCAGAUCUGUAUGACACCAACACUUCUCUCAGCAUGUCCCACGAUGCCUCGGUCUACCAAGAUGAGAGCAUUCUGUCUGCUUUGGAUAUUCCCACAACCACCCCUGAGAAGCAGGGAAUACAGGUCAGAAAAGUCUGGAAGCAAAAAGGGCAAAAAUAUCUGUUGCGAAAGGCAGGGGAGAGAGGGGUUAUAGCUUUCCCUGUGGCCAAAGCCGCACAAAAAGUAUGUAACAGGGCAUGCGGUAUCAAAAUGGAUAUAAUUUGGCAUCAUUGUUAAUUCCUGGUCAAAGAAAUGGGGACAGAGAUGUGGAAGGAGGCUUUGUUGUAAAGAUUUUCAAUAAAACCAAAAUAGCUGGGACUUGUGGAGGAGGAAGCCCGUUAGCUGCAAGAUGCCUUGGGAAAGGGCUUGGUGUUCUUUCUUAUUUUAUGAAUAGAGAGUGGAUAAAAUAAAAGCCAAUGGUUCACAUGGCGUAGAAGGGCCACGGUUUAGCCCUUACCCUUUUCAAGCGGAAACUGUGUCAAAGCAGUUCAUAAAGCCAACAGCCCUUCUGGGCUGAGCACUAAUAUGCUACAGCAAUACCAGGUAGACAGUCCUCCUCUGGUUUUAGUGGAGCAUGAGAACUUGGCACGCCACAAAUCUGGAGGAGAAUUUAUAUUGUGGAGGUUCUCAUCGCACAAUGCCUGUAUUGUAGGCAAAUAGGGGAAGAGGCAUUUAUUGGAGAUAAGGGGUGGGACGCGUGCUCUGGGCCAUUUAACUGGGGAUAAAUACGUUUUGUGCAGGUUUUUUAUGUGAUGGGCCUAAAUGUGGCGUGAUUUGUAGCAGGAGGGGAAAGAAAAGGGCAAGGGGCUGUGUAAACACGAAGUUGCAGAAAAGUGCAGUGACAGAAUUGUCUUCACCCGUUUACCAGAGGAUGCGCCGGUAUGGCAGAAGCGGGGCAUCAAGUUUGCAGCUGUGGGUUUUGAACCCAGGUUGCCCUGCGAAAUGGGUUUCUGCCAUUGCAGGAAGGUGGCUCUCUGCUCUUGGGGAGAGAGAGGGCAGUGGAGGAAAGGCAGUGCUGUCCGCCAGCAUCUUAAGAGGCCCUUUGCGCUUGUAGGCUUUUGUGACUUGGCUUGAUACCCUGAGCAAGUCCUGGAGGUGCGAAGCCGUGGGGGAAGCGUAGGAAGGCAUUUCAGAAGCAAGAGCUUAGGAAAGUGCCGCAAGUCCCGGGCGGGUCUUUCCCCUCCGCUGCGGCCUGCUUCCGAGUGCCUGUUCCCUUCCUCAACCGUGUUGUCUCUGUUCCCCACUCAGAUGCGGCAGGGCCGAGGUAGGCUGGGCGAGGAAGACUCUGACGUAGAUAUUGAAGGGUUUGAUGAGGAUGAGGAUGGGAAACCUAAGACUCCAGCCCCAGUGAGUAUCUUUGAUCCCAUCCCUAGUUUGUGGGUUGAACUUCUGCCCUCGCGGCAGAAGCUGCGGCAGCUCAGGGCCCCUUCUGAGGGAUGUCGGUAGCAGUGCCUGGAAACGCAAGCCAGGGCCCAUCGUUGUUCUUUAGAAAGAGACGGCCUUGCCGGUGAGGGAUGUCCGCGGGUAGAGAGAUGCCACACUCGGCAGGCACCGGCAGCUGCCCUCCCGUCUCUCUCUCUAUAUAUCUUUUUUAACCACCGGCUGUUCUGCCCUGACAGGAAGUAGAAGAUGGCGAUGGAGACCUGGCCGACGAGGAAGAAGGCUCGGCGCAGCAGCCUCAGGCCAGCGUCCUUUACGAGGACUUGCUCAUGUCAGACGGAGAGGACGACGAUGGCAGCGACGAGGAAGGCGACAACCCUUUCAUGUGUAAGUUGUCCCUCUAUACACAGCAGGGCCAAGUCAGGUGAUGGGUCCAUCUCUCUCUAUAAAGGUAAAGGGACCCCUGACCAUUAGGUCCAGUUGUGGCCGACUCUGGGGUUGCAGUGCUCAUCUCACUUUAUUGGCCGAGGGAGCCGGCGUACAGCUUCCGGGUCAUGUGGCCAGCAUGACUAAGCCGCUUCUGGCGAACCAGAGCAGCGCACGGAAAUGCCGUUUACCUUCCCGACGGAGCGGUACCUAUUUAUCUACUUGCACUUUGAUGUGCAGUGGUGCCCCGCAAGACGAAAGCCUCGCAAGACGGAAAACCGGCUAGACGAAAGGGUUUUCCGUUUUUCAGUGCGCUUCGCAGGACGAAUUUCCCUAUGGGCUUGCUUCGCAAGACGAAAAUGUCUUGCGAGUCUUGAGAUUUUUUUUUCGCUUUUCCUCCCCUUUUUCUAAGCCGCUAAGCCUUUAAUAGCCUUUUAGCAGCUAAGCCGCUAAGCCUUUAAUAGCCGCUAAACCGCUAAUAGCGCUAAUCCGCUAAGCCGCUAAUAGGGUUGCUUCGCAAGACGAAAAAACCGCUAGACGAAGAUACUCGCGGAACGGAUUAAUUUCGUCUUGCGAGGCACCACUGUGCUUUCGAACUGCUAGGUUGGCAGGAGCAGGGACCGAGCAACGGGAGCUCACCACUUUCCUUCACGGGAAUAUAGCCUUUGUCUUAUUAUUAAAUUUGUAUACCACCCUAUACCCACAUGUCUUGGGGCAACUCACAAUAUAAAAAUGCAAAAUACACAAUAAAAACAAAACCCACCCCAAUAACCCUCCCCUCCCCAACACAUUUUAGAAGGGCUUUGGAUUUCAAUCUGCCAAAGGCCUGGCUAAAGAGGAACGUUUUUGCCAAGCGCCUAAAGGUGUUUAAUAAAGCCGUUUCCUUCCCCUGCCGAGGAGCCUGCAUUUUGGGAAAGCCUUAGGUUGCAAAUGACAUAACGUGGCAAAAAGUUAGUAGCUCAAAGAUUCAUGCUGGCACAUGGACCCCAGAAGAGUGGUUACGAGUUAGUGUGGCUUCCAGGCCGGGGGGAGGGGGGGGGACUUCGCCACUCCCGGUUUACCAUAUGACACUAACUCUGCCAGUGGUCGACUUUAGGGCUGGGCGAUGUCUGGUUUUCUACAUCGUGAUUUAUCACCAGCUAAACAUCGCAAUAUAUCAUGAUAUCUGAAAUAAGGAUGGAACUAUGUAGAGGCGGACGGGGUCGUGUCCAGGCAACUGCUUCUACUUAACGUAUUGUUACAACUGUUACUUUAUAGUACAGAUAUUUUUUUUAACUGGCACAUUUCCCCUGAAAUAUGGAGGGAAGCUGUUUUGGGGAAGACAACAAUGUAAACACUGGAAAGUAAAAAUGGAAACACUGACAGUGGUACCUUGGUUUACAAACUUAACCCGUUCCAGAAGUCCGUUCUUAAACCAAGGCAUGCUUUCCCAUAGCAGUGAGGGAUUCAAUUUACAAAUGGAACACACUCAACAGGAAGCAGAACACGUUUUGCUUCCAAGGCAAAGUUCACAAACCAAAACAGCUACUUCUAGGUUUGUAGUGUUCUUAAUCCAAGUUGUUCAUACACUAAGCUUUUCUUAAACCAAGGCACCACUGUAUUUUCUUCUGCCAGUGAGCUGGGUGGCAGGGAAGAAAAAGGAAGAAGACACAGACAUUUGCAUGCACACACACAGAAGGGGAGAUGGGAGGAAAGAAACUUCACCGUUUCCCCCACAGUGUGAUUCUUCUACAUAGCGCAAAGACACUGUGAUUUGCGAUACGUUGCCAUGUCAAAUCUUAGGAAACCAGUACGAUGUGGACUUUGAACCAGUUUGGGGUGAUAUAUUGAUGCCUCAUUGCCCAGCCCUAGUUGCCUUGUUGAGCUGCAGAGAGUUUUUGAACUGCGGCUUAGCCAGAAUGCUAAACUACUGAGAAAACCAGGAAAUCAGGCUCGGGUAACUGCAAUGUGGCUACCCUUUCUCUGCCCAGCUAUUCAGCUCAGUGAAAGCGGGAGCGAUUCCGACGUGGAGUCCAGUGCCGUGAGACCCAAGCAGCCUCACGUUCUUCAGGAGAACACGCGGAUGGGCAUGGAUAACGAAGAGAGCAUGAUGUCCUACGAGGGAGCUGGAGGAGAGACAUCGCAUGCCCUGGAAGACAGCAAUGCCAGGUAUCCUUAGACAAGCAUGCUGUUGGAGGCAGUAAGCAAGCGCUUGGCUCUCACGGAUGCCAGGGUGGCAGUGCCCGCUUCAAACGAUUCUCGUGCAAAUGCUUACGAGGCCUGGGUCUCUCUGCUCUUUACUGCUCCUCUGUUGACUAACUCAUUGCACUUCUGUGCCCUCCAUCCAACCAAGCUCUCUGGGCCGGCUGCUCAAACAAGAAAAUGCUGAACGCAAUUCACAGUUAAAACUCUAAAAUCCAGGCAGGGGUUGGGGAGGGAAAUCCCGCAGCGGGAGAAAGCCCAGCAAAAACCCCAACCAAAAUCAACAGAAAACACAGCAGCUGAAACAAUGAGAGCAAUUCCUUUUUUCAAUUGCUGUGAUGCCGGAAGCAGAUAAGUAACAUCACCAAAUGCUAUCGGAACAAUCCUUUAGUAGUAACUCUGGGGUACCAUUCCAUGGCUUCUUUUGUAGAUGUGAUUCAUAGGCGUAGUUAUGGGCAGGAUCGCAGCCUUGCCUUGCCUUUCAAAAUGUAUUUGGAAUAGUUAUUAAAUGUACAUAAAAUUACGAAGCGUGGAGCAUUGCUGUUGCCAUGUAGGCGUAAACCUAUGCAUUGCUGUUUCAGCUGCCUUUGAAAAGUUUGUUCUGUCUCUAAAAGGCUUUUUUUUAAAAGUUGAGCAGAGUUCAGUCUCUGGGCUUCUGCCUGGAACACACACAUAACCACAUCCAGCACAGCAACCCAAAUGUUGCAGUCUCGAGUGCUAGAGUUAUGGCGGUAUUGCUUGCACCAGAGCAGGGUUUCCCAAACUCAGGUCUCCAGCUGUUUUUGGACUACAGUUCCCAUCAUCCCUGCUAGCUAGGGAUGAUGGGAGUUGUAGUCCAACAGCAGCUGGAGACCAAAGUUCGGGAAACCCUGCACCAGAGGAGAUGGCCACCAACUUAGAUGCUUUACAAAAAACAGAAAAACUCUAUGUUCUCCUGCCAGAGGCAGUCUUGUUUCUGGAUACCUGUUCAGAAUUACAGGUGGGGAGGGUGCUAUUGUCCUCAAGCCCCACUUGCGGGCUUCUCAUGGGCAUCUGAUAGGUCACUGAAAACGGGAUGCUGCACAAGACAGACCCUUGGCCUGAUCCUGCGGCACUCCUGACCUGCAGAAAAGCACCAAGUAAACGCUAAUCUGCCACACUUUCGUGUUUCCCUUCACCGCAUUUCUCUUCUGUAAAGCGCUCAGCAUGCACAAUCAAUAACAAACGCAUCAUGUUUUUCUUUAUCUCCAGUUAUGGUAGCUACGAGGAACCAGACCCCAAAUCCAACACCCGAGAUACUAGCUUCAGCAGCAUUGGGGGUUAUGAGGUCUCGGAAGAGGAAGAGGAAGAAGAAGAGGACCAGAGGCGUGGUCCUAGUGUGUUAAGUCAGGUUCAUCUGUCAGAGGAUGAGGAAGAUAGUGAAGACUUCCAUUCCAUCGCAGGAGACAGUGACCUGGAUUCAGAUGAAUGAGCCCCUUUCCUCUGGGGAUUGAUAAAUUUGCACCCUGGACUCAAAUGUAAAGUUUUUUUGUUUGCAUCCAAAUGUGUCUCCUGCUAAACUGGAGACACCUGUUUUGGUCUGUCUUUUUUUAUAUAAUUUGUUAUUGUGUAUAAAGGGGUGUGUGUACAUAUAUAAUAAAAAAAAUACUAGCAACUGAA
Molecule: messenger RNA, 52022 nt
Organism: Podarcis lilfordi (Lilford's wall lizard)
Lineage: Eukaryota; Metazoa; Chordata; Lepidosauria; Squamata; Lacertidae
Source: the annotation of a GenBank genome assembly